UUGAAUUCAGUUCCAGAAUAUCACGUCACAAUUCCAUUCCAAGCGGAUGAAUCAGGUGAAUUUCUCAGCUACAAACUACAUGAGCAUGCGCGGUUCAAAAGAGGCACUGAGGAACCGAAAGUCUGGUAUUACAAAAUGGAGGCCUUUGGAAUGUCACUUCAUUUAAACCUGAACAAAUCUCCCAACCUAUUUGGGCCUGAUCUGGUGGUGGAGAAGAUACACAAAAAUGGAAGUAAAGAGUACAGUGAGACGCCUCACACGGCCUUUUAUGAAGGACACGUGAAGUCUGAUCUCAAUUCAAUUGUUGCUAUCAGCAACCAUAAUGGACUGGUGAGUGUGUUUACGUCGUUAUUCUCACAGUAGAUUUGUUGAAGGACAGCAAUGCUUUUACCUCACAUUUUCGUUCAAACAUUUCAAAAAUUUAAGCAACUGGACAUUUCAUUGCUGUCAACUUAAAGGCUCAUAAUAGUGAAAUGUGGGGAGUGUAUGCCAAACCAGAUUUUAAGACCUGCGACAGUUCACAAAGCCAAAAGACGCACCUCCAAUUUUGCAAACGUUUUUUAGAAGUAAACAACAAGGUUUCUAAUGUUGCUUGUGGAGCUGAAGACUUGGUCGCUUACCUUAAAUAUCACCAUAAAUCAAAACAUCCUCAACUACAUUUUGUAUAUUAAAUCUAAAGAUGAAGAAUCUUUCGUUAAGCAAUCCUUUUUAAAGUCAUGUGAUCUAUACCGCAAUGGUAAGAGUAGCUUUCACUCUCACUUGAUGGAGAUGUCAGAAUAUUUCAACCUACCUGACUUCAACACGGAUAUGUUAGAUACCGUUAUAGUAAAAAACUUCUUAGGUUUAAUGAAACAAGAAUAUAUAUCAUCUUGGCAAAACAUCUUUCACUACCCUCAAAAACCAUAAUUUGUUAGAUCUUUUAAAAGCGAUCAUACCACUUUCAAUUACCGAGACUUCAAUAAAUUAGUAAAACUACGAAUAAGUAACCACACACUAAUGAUAGAACUUGGUAGAUACAAUCAAAAUCACACAUGAUAGGAAUUGCCUUUUUGUGGAUCCAAUCAAAUCGAAGACGAAAUUCACUUUCUUUUUAAUUGCUCUAAAUACUAUUUGAUUAGGAAUAAUUUUUACAAUAAAGUUUAGAUUCUAAUUCCAAAUAUUACCCAGUUACCUGUUAACGUUUUGAUCAAUGAACUGAUGAACACAUCUAAUUAGUAUAUCAAUUUCCAAUUCAUGAAAUAAAUUUCAGCUUGCUUUGACUUUCUAAUAAUUGUAAACAGCUUUUGUACUACUGUAUGUACUCGUGUGGUCCUGAAAAUAAAGCUUGUUGUUGUUGUUGUUGUCUUCAUUAAGACAUUUACAUAGGUGGAGUCCAGUUGUGGGAGGUUUGAGUUGUGGAAUGCGCAAAAAAAUAUGUGCGCAAUAAUCGCAAGAGGACCACAGAACAAAAAAGGGUCAACAACAACGACAAAUUUUAUUUACGCGAGGUAUGAUUGCAAAGAGAGCUUAGCACGCAGAGCACUAGCUAAUUGAGGCGGCCUAAAAAGCAAAAAUUAAUAAUGGCAAUAAUAGUGGUAAUAAAAAGUCAAAGUAAUAAUAAAGUAAAAAAGUAACAUAUAAUACAGGUAUUACUAAUUAUUAUGAUAAUACUAAAUAUUGACAUAUUAUGGGACUAUCGCACUUCACGGUGCACAAAAUAUAGAGAUAGAGAAUUAGACGAAUUGAGUUGAUUUGGUCCCGCAGGAGCUGGCGACCGUACCUGAACAGUCGACCAACAGUUUUCUUGGCAUAUAAGGCCUCCUCAGCAUUCUCACUGGAGAAUUUAAGUGAAAACACCUGGGCUGAAUCAACAAGAAAUACUCGAACAAUUGAAAACUGAUAUGUUCAUUUCUGUAACUGACCGUGAUGGGAUCAUAAUAUAAUUGUUUCACGUAGAGCUUGUAUUUGACUGUUUGAAUCGAUGAGAUAUAUUAUUUGUCCCCAUCAUAUCUGCUGUUACUUUUUAGAAAGGAAUAAUAAACUUCAUGGAGAGCGCUUUUUUCGUUCAUCCGCUACCUGAUCAUCUCGCAAAGCAUUCUGGACUAUAUGGUGGUUCACGACCUCAUCUUAUUUACCGCCGUUCUGUUAAUCCUCACAAAGAAUACUGUCAAGUGAAUGGUAAGACGUUUUCUGCACAUCCCUUCAUGCUCAAUUUAGGAAAGGGGUGAAUUAAUUAACUUAAACAAGGAGCAUACAUGUACCAACCCACGACCUGGCCAAGACGGUGUAAGUAAAAUCUGGACAGCGACUGCCUAUGUAAAUGUUUGUGUAUACCGCAGCAGAAAUCUUAAAUCGCUUUUAACUUAGAUGUCACAGUGAAUUUAAACAUUUACCCAUAGCUAAAACCACGAAUCAGGUCAUGUAUUUUAGGUUUUGGAUCAGUAGAACGGUUACCACUCAUAGGCUAUUAUAGUCAGGCAACAGUCGGGCGAACGCUUGUAUUUCAAAUUUAUAGUAUUUCGAGACUGGCUAAAUGUUUAACUCCUGAUAAGGAUACAAAUAUUCAUUUGUUACAAAGAAGAUGAAGUAUUUUUCAUCCCCAUCCAAAAUCCCAAAUACUUUGAACUCACUUAUUUUUUGACAGAAAAACGGCGGUCAAAACGAGGCGUAAGCUUAGCUAAGGAGACAAGCCAAAACAAUUAUCGUGAAACAAGAUCUGUGUCAAACAAACACUUGGAGGUGAUGAUGGUUGGUGAUCACUUAUUCCUACAGAGAUUUGGCAGCGAAGACGAAGCAGCUGAAAUACUCUUAUUGCUGGCUCACAUGGUUAGACAAAGAAGAGAUAUUUUUAUUUUUUAAAUUGUAAUUGUCCUUACUGACUAACAUUGUGUUUACCCUUUGCUAUAAGGUCUCUUUCUUCUGAUAACAAAUGUCUUUUAACUGGCGCUGUUUAGGUGAACGCGAUGUACCACGAUAAUAGUGUUGGAGAUAUUAAGCUCACCCUUUCUGUUGUGAGGCUGGUCAUUCAUAAAGACGUAAGUGCUGAUUAAAUGAAUGCAUUCAAAUACACCUAUCAACCCAUAAUACACAGAGUACCAGUGUAACUCGACUAUACCAACAGCGUCUUCUCCAUGACAGGCAGCCAGUUUUGUUCUUCCCGAAGGGUGCAUAAACUCUAGUUUUAACCUCCCUACAAAAAAUACUGAGACAUUUUCCCUUGUUUAAGGUAGCUGUUAUGGAGAUGUUGGACUAUUUUUUAGCUAUGUAAUCAUGCAAAGGCAUUAUAAAGUGACCGAUAACCACAAAAAAAAAUCAAAAGAAGGCGUUUUGGCCUGUCUACGAAAUAAAUAAUGACACUUUUCUCACGGUAGACAAACAACAGCAUGGGUGAAGUUUUGACUAACUCAACAGUUAGCCCGGCCAAUUAUGGUUAAUAAACUUGCUCGCCUUUAGUUUAGCUAUUCAAGCAGUGACGACAACAUGGCAAGACUGAAUGCUCUGGAGGUGUGGGUAAACGGUGACAAUAUGCCUAUGUCAGAUGCCGAUCCAAAACAUGCUGACCAAGUAAUACUUGUCACAGGGUAUGUAACUAUGGAAUGUUAUUCACUCUAAGGUCUUGUGUUAACUUGGUGUCACGGGACAUUUUGUUCAAAAGUAAAUUCAUAAAUUUAGCUUUUCUUUCGUUUGGCGCUUGGCAGCCACUUUGUCUUCACUUUGCAGUAAAUAAAUACCAAAGAUGGCGCUUUUUUUCUUUCUCUCCCUGUUUAGGGCUGGAUUUGGAGGUUAGUGUGUUGUCCAUGAACGAAAUACAUUGAUUUAACAUCGCUAACUUUCAGCUCCUUUUAUUACAUUACAUUUGACUUAUCUUUUGCAAAAGAAAUAGUACGCACGCCUUUUCAAAUAUUAUUGCUAUAAUUUUUCUGUCUCAUGAUUAUCUUAUCUUAUUAUUAUCUUAGCGGUAACUGUUUUUUACAGGUACGCUAGUCCACGUACAGCUGCCAUGAUUGCAAAAGCAUGAUAAAUUGUUUGUAAUUUUCUUGAUGCAAAUACAUUCUGCCUCCUAACCCUAACUAACCCUAACCCUACAUUUCCUAGGCCUGGCACAAGCAUCGUCUACUUGUUCAUCAACGUAUGGACCGAGUAUAAGCAACGGAGACAUGGGACUGGGCACAGCAUUUCAGAUAGCUCAUGAAACUGCACACUCGUAAGUAAAAUAUGUCUUCCACUGAAAAACAUUGGAAAACUUAGCAUUAGUGAACUCACCACGGUGAGUGCCUAUAAAUUAUUUUUGAUGUAAUCGAUGGAAAUGGGAAAAGGAAAGAGAGAAGCCAACUCUAAUUUAUGAUAUGAAAUAACAAUAACUAAAAGAAAUGUUGGCUAAAUGCAAUGUUUUUACGUUUUAGUUAACAAGCUCGGGUACCAAGGCCUAUUUGCUUCAGUUGAGCGAUAAGCAUUUUCGUGAAAUCAAAUAUUAAUUGACAAGAGUGAAGAGCAGCUCGUUUUACUGGAGUCUCUGGUACUAACUCAUUUUUAUUGUUCUUGCUGACAGGCUUGGUGUUCGCCAUGAUAUCGAAAGCAAUUUAACAGCAUGUCCUAAUGGAAAAUUCAUCAUGACUACAACCACAAUUGGAGGCAAUAAUGCCGGAAAAUGGUCUCCCUGCAGCCGCCAGCAAAUACAGACAAUCUUGAGGUAAAACUAUUCUUUCGGCAUUAAAAGCCACUGUGCUCGUUGGUUAUUGGGCAUAACUGGCGGUAUCUCAGUCAGGAUGCAAGGACGGCCUCGUUCCAAGUCCAUCAAAGGUUCAGUUUUGACAUUUGCAAUGUAAAGCACAUUAAAGAUUGCUCGAUAGUCUGAGUUUUCUCUGCAAAUUCUACAGGAAGGAAUUGCAGAAUAAGUGUCAUUUGAAUGGUCAAAAAUCUGGAUUUAACGCCAAGGUUAAGAUUUAGACCCCGUCUAACUACGCGAAAGAAAAUCAACCCUAGCUGAAAAUUGAUUUAUAACGCAUAACUUAAAAGCGGAGAUAUGCUACAUGCGAUUUGAAGGCAUUUUGUCGGGGGAGGGAGUAAUGAAGGUAAUUUAGUUGCAAUAAAUUAUAGAAGACCUUACUUUGUUUUGUCUUUAGUGGACCAACCUCUUGGUGUCUUGACGACACGCCUAAUAAUGUCCAUGCUCUCUCAAGCAAUUACCACCACAAACUUCCAGGUCAACUGAUCGAUGGUGACGCUCAAUGUGUUCUUCAAUAUGGAGCUGGUUUUAAGUUCUGCAGCCAAAUGCAGGUAAUAUUAUAAUAGUGUUAAAGGAAACAUUACGCACGAUUGUCCUUCUCCUUAGGGAUUAAUUUCUUAGGGGAUGGGGUGGGGGGGAAGAGGUGCAAAACCAUCUGUGGUACCUCACUGAAAAUGUUUCUGUGCAGUUUUUCUAAAUGUUCAUGUCUAUCAAAGGAUAUGGUGGAUACGUAGCAUUAACGUGGCAUAAACGUAAAGCCGUCGCAUUUGUCCCGUUAAAAGUUUUUGGUUUUAAGCUCAGUCAGAAACAAUAAAAAAUCCUGAACAGGCAAAUACGACGGUUAUACGUUUAUGUUGGAAAUGAAUCCAUCCACAUGGUAAACACAUAAUUUUAUAUUAUAUUGUGCGUUAUGACUCCUCUCAGAAAACGUACUCUCGCACAGUAUCUCGGCUUUCAAAGCACCAUACAUCAAAAAGACAAUCUUUAAUGUUAGGAAGCACUAAACAGGACAAAAGGAGGUCUAUUGCUAAUUGGAUGUAGGCUUCCUUACGUAGCGAUGUUAGGGAAAAAAGAGCCUCAAAGCUUGGUAAUCUUGCUAUAUUCAUAAGCGAUAAUACUACCCUUUUCCUAAACAGUUAUUAUGAAGCAUACCAGAUAAUAGAGGAAUUACUUCAGGACAGUAUUUUAUACCAAAAUAAAGACAAAAACAAAAACAAAAACUCUCACCUGCUAGGGUGGUUUUUGGACAUAAAAUCAGAACUAGACGGGAGCUAGAUCACUCUAGAAAGUCAACCAUAACAUUCCAGCCAUUUCCUCUAUAUAUGUGAAACUAUGUAUUUAUUUUAUAAGAAAACAUUAACAAACGAUAUGCACUUUCCCUGAUCGUUAAUCCUUUUAAUUUUCCUAGUCAAACUGUGGUUCUUUGUACUGUACCAAAGAUGGCUUGUCCUGCCCUAGCAAUUUCGCUCCCCCUGCAGAUGGAACGAAGUGUGGAGAACGAAGAGUAAGUAUUCAAUUGGUCAAAUUCUUGUACCCUAACUGAACAUUGACAUUCUACUAAAACAAGACUUGUCCUGUUAUCAGAAACGUAAAGCCUAUUUAAAGCCAAUCUACCUAAGAUCGUGUAUCAUGAAGCAAAGUGUCAAUGAAGAUGCUAGCUGUGAGUUGUCUUCGCUAUGAACAAUUUGUAUCGCGCAUAUUCCCUUAUAAAACUGAUAGAUCGUUAAAAAGGAUGAAUAAGAAAGACAUUUCUUGGCCUCUUUAUUACGACGACAUCAUUAAAUCACAGCCUUCUUUCAAUUUAGUGGUGCAUUAAAGGGGAAUGCGUCGAUGAUGGAUCAUCAAUGACUGACGGAGGGUGGAGUGAGUGGUCAGACUAUUCAGCUUGUUCAUACCCCUGUGGGGGUGGAGUGCAGUACAGAUCAAGGACGUGCACAAACCCCCCGUAAGUUCAACUUUUUUUUCGUUAUUUCAUUUAUUUUGACAUAUCUUUUAAGACGAACUAUAUAUUAAAAGCAAAUAGGUAUGUACAAAUCUACGAGCAAUAGAUCAUACCCGUGAGUUUAUACCAUCAUCGUUCAUUCUAGACCACAAAAUGGAGGUAUGGAUUGUGAAGGAGAGAGCAUUGGUCACUGGAAAAUAUGCAACUCACAGGUAAAUUUAAAUUUAAAACAUUUUACGUAGAAAUUUGUUUUUUCUCUACUCUUGAGGUCAGCAAUUUUGCAGUUUUCUUUGGAUCUUUAUUUACAGGCAUGUUCUGAAGGAACUCGAACUCACAGGCAGGAACAAUGCGAAUCCAAGGCUGUAGGAUCAGUACCAUAUAUGAUGGCAGGUACAACAAUGAGUAUCCCUUAAUGUGAUUAAAGGGUUGCCUUUGCAGGAGCCAUGUAACGGGAAUUUGCAAGGUGAUCUUGUUCAUCGGUUUAUUAUGGCUAAGUUUGAAUUUCUGACCAAAAAAGCCCUUUUUGUUAGAACUUUUUCGUUUCGUUUUUGUCCUUGAUGUCUCUCUAGAUAUACGGGGAAACCGUCUCUAUGGAUCUACACCUGUAAAACAAACAGUGAACAUGCGCAAGGCUUGUGUUUACAACUUACUGUGCCUUUUUUUGUAUGAAACUGCCAACCCAAUCGUCAACCUCGUUUUGAUGUGCGUUGUCACUGAAAGGCAAUAUGGUAACAUCGUAUUGAAAUUUUCUCAAAGUUAAUGAAACAUAUGUCUGUGUACUUUUCGAACAAGGAUUCCACGACUUUGGGUAGGAACUAACAAAAGGAUUUGGCCAAGGGAAUGUGCCAUAUAUCUUGAAUAUAAAUUGUGGACUUCUAAGGCAUACCAUCCGUUUGUUUAGAUACAAUUAAAAUAACUAAAUGUAUAUUAAAAUAACUAAAUGUAUUUUUAAACAAGAUAAGGCAACUGAGGUUGCACAUUCUCUGAAAUAAGAGGUACAAUCACUCUCCUUCGUUUGUAGAUAAAAAUCCAUGCGACUUAUACUGUAAAAAAGGAAGCAUGGUGUAUCCAAAGGGAAAAGUGGAGGAUGGAACUCGGUGUAAAAUGGACCCGAAAAACAAAGACGUCUGCAUCAAAGGAAAGUGCAGAGUAAGUAAAGUUUUAGUGAGGUUUAGCUCUAGCAUGGCUAGAACUGGCUAGAAUUUUCCAUAGCUUGAUGAAGACUAAAAAUUUCUGAAUGACCGUUCCAUUCAUGUACAAUUUUCGAAGCUUAUCUAAUGAAUUCCCUACGAUGCUAUUGGAAAGAUGAUUCAUUACUUUAAACCCUGGUAUUUGGUGGUCAAUAAAUAAACCGUUUCGUUUCCUGUAUCUCUUUAUUUAGGCUGUUGGUUGUGAUAAUAUACUGGAAUCCGGUGUUAAAGAAGACCGCUGUAGAGUGUGUGACGGAGACGCAACAUCUUGCAAAACUAUAGGCGGAAAAGUCACAAACCCCUGCCAAGGUCUGAAAGCAAAACCAAGAGUAUUUUACUUUAAAUUUGCGCCUAUGCAAAGUAUAAAUGAGAAUGAAGCAAUUGAUUACACCCUCGUAGUUUCACAGAGAAACUGUCCCUACCAUUUUUGGCCGUUUUGUUUGUACGAACCAAAAUUCAGCAGGCAUGAAUUGGCUUCAUUAUAAAAAUGCUGGGAUCAAUAGAGUGGGAAAUUCUUUUGACAAAAUGGAAUACACGUUGCCUACCUACCGAAGUGAAUUGACCGAGAGGAACAGGCAAAAGGCCAUACAGGGACUAGACAAGAAUACAGCCAUGUAUUUGCCUUCAGAGAAAAACAUUUUCCUAUCCAGUGAUAAAAAGGGCUAAAAUUGUCUGAUUGAUUGAUUGAUUACCCAGGAACUUGCACAGUUCUUGACGUUCCACCUGGAUCAACAGAAGUUCGAGUUAGCGAGGAAGUGGAAGACUGGAAUUUCCUGGGUGAGACUUAAUGUUAACCCUGGCAGUGUUCAUUGUGCAUUUGUUAAUUUAACUUCCUCGCUGCAAUAGUUGGCUAUAAUUUUUAGCACAUUACGUUAUGAUCACCCAGUGAAUAUGUAUAUAGAUAUUAGCCUGGAGAGAUGGACCAUUAGAAAACUUAUGGCGGGGGCGGGGGAGGGGGGCGAAGUACAAAAACAAAAAACUCCCGCAAGGAAAAAUUAAAUUGAAAAAAUCAUACACGCCAAGGAACUCUACAAAUUAUUCAUGCAUUGGCCUAAGAAAAUCAUACAAGGGAAAUGUUAACGAAAAAAAUUCAUGCGGCUCGAACAUUUCCCACCCCCAUAACUUCCUGAUGGUCCGUCCGUUAGCGCUUUAUAAACAAGUAACAACUAAAACUUAAAAUCACGAGUUUACUUUUGAGUUUGCCCCCCACAGCAGAGUGUUAACAAGUGGAUUGUAUUUCAGUGAGAUGUAUCGUGAUUAUCGUUUUGAUUACUGGAAUUGAAAAGAUAUAUACCUAUUGCAAGUGGUUUAAUUUGGUGCAAUACUAUAAGUUAUUUUUUUCUUUUCUGAUUGUUCUUACCAACUGUGAAGAACACCAAUUCUUCUUUCCUAUGUAUACAUUGUUUAAGGGGUGAAGAAUGAGGCAAAUCAGAAUGUGUAUAAUGUGGGAUAUACUUGGAGUACAACUGCAGAGGCUGCCGGAACUAAAGUUUAUUACACUCAUGAAAAGAAUGAGGAUGCUGAUAAAAUUUACAUCCCUGGACCGACCAACGCCCAUCUGUAUGUCUACGUAAGUUCAACCAGUUUUAAACUGUGCAUCAAUGCUGAACAUGAUUCUUGUAGCCUAGGUAAUGAUAUAAAAGCCACUUAUCUGAAGGCUCAGACCUGGUGCUCGGGUUCUGUUAUUUGUGUAUAAAAUUGAUCUUUGGAUUGUCGAAACGUCGUUUGUUUUUUAUUGUCAUCGGUUAAUCUUUGUUGUUUCUAUAAAUUAAACCCGCAGUACUGGCAAUUUGUCCAAAGAGCACCAGUUGACUUCGCUAUUACAGAGCCUCUCAGUGCUAAUGAAGCUCCGCCAGUGAUAGAAGCCAUAUGGGAGGUCUCUAAAUGGAGCACGUGCUCUCACUCAUGCGCAGGAGGUAAGAAGGGAUCAGACAGCUGUUUUUUAGCUUAUUUCAGAUGAUCAUGAAAAUGAAAGAGACGCCGACACGCACGCCCCACUAAACCACACCCUAGGUAUCUUAGCACAUCUCGUCAUAGCUUAAAAAUUUAUCUGAGCAGUGAAUUCUCAUUUCUGUUGUUUCUCUACGUUAUUUUUCUCAAGGUGUUCAGACACGAAGUGUGGAAUGUGUUGUAAAGGAAGAUAAGUCGUACCUGAGUGACGCUGUUUGUAUUCGAGACUCCCGAAAGCCAGCUACUGAACGUCAAUGUAAUACCCAAAAAUGCAACCCGUUGUAAGUAAAUUGCAUUUACUGUCGGAAAACUUUACGUUGGUCCAUUUUAAGCAACAUGGGGAAGUAAAUUAGUACCAGCGGACUCCAGAAAAUAGAAUAAUUCCAAGCUGGAGCUUGAACUUUGAGAUUUCGCAAACAUGUCUCCAUUUACUCUCCCGAUACUUCAACGUUUCUUACUACAAAGUAGUUUAGCGUUAACUGAAAAAAUUGUGUGAUUAUCAUUCUUUCAUCUGGAUCUGACAACUCAAUUAAAACAUUUACUCGCUUGUUUCAGCUGGUACGUAUCAGGUUGGCGACCCUGUUCUAGAACAUGCGGUAAAGGAGUUCAAACACGCAAGAUUUUGUGUCGACAGCAAGUAUCCAGAGGCCAAUAUAACACAUUACCUGACUCAAACUGUGCUGCUACAAAACCAGAGGGCCCCGAGACACAGGACUGUAACAAAAUUGACUGUCCAGCGGAAAAAUUCCCGGGAGAGUGGUCAUCGGUAAGAAGACCUCUAAAGAUAUUUAAAAAAGGAAGAGAAAAAAUUCUGCGCGAAAAAAGGAAAUCAGAUAUAUUGAUGGCCAACAUACUUGGUACUUCUUGAUAUGUAAGCCGUUGAUGCAGCCACGUUUAUAGGGGGGGGUCCCUUCUCUCACGCGCUCUUCUCAACCGUAAAAGCGCCACUUUUAAUAAAAUACAGAAUAUAUGUUGACAUGACAUUCUAGUAAGUACCCUGAAAAAAUCCUAAAUACAUCCCUGGAUGGAUUCAGUUUCUAGCGAUCUCUCUGUUUCCUCUCAGUGUUCCACUUCGUGUCGAGCCGGGGUAAAAACGCGUUCAACUUCAUGCAGGAGACUGAAAGAAAAUGGUGCGUAUGAAUCUGUACCGGAAGUCAUGUGUUCUGCUGCUAUUACGCCAGUCCUUCAGGAAGACUGCAAUCAAGACUUACCAUGUCCAGGUAUUUCAUAAAGCAUAUACCACAAUAAUAAUAAUAAUAAACAAUUAAAUUCAUGAUCAAGACCUCUUUAAGAAACAUGUGCCGCGCGUUUUCUCAAUUCUUGCAAAUACAAUAAAGCUUCUUAAAUCCUUACUAAUCUUGAUUGCUGACAGACAUCGUCUCCACGUUACUUUUACUCUUUUUUUCUAAGUUUUGCUACUAAACACUCAUUACCGCGAUCAACGGUCCCUUAUCUGUAUCGCUGUUUUCCUUCCACAUACCUUACUUAUGCAGGAAGUUGUUUGUACUGAUAAUUAACAAUUAAUGAAUGAGGCUGAGCAUCUUAUGAAGAAUCAUGGAGAUCGAUGAGGGUGUUAUCCGUCGAGGCCGUAGGCCGAGGCGGAUAACACCCUCCGAGAUGUCCAUAAUUCUUCACAUGAUACGAAAGCCGAAUUCAAUAAUUGUUUUAUUAUUCAUUCAAAAUAAUUCCUAGUUUAAAAACAAAGCUAAAACAUGCUUACCUCCAUCGAUGUUAAGUUCACCUUCGAUAGUGCACGUUUAGGGUUGUUCAGCUCCCCAAAUAUUCUCCAAAUAGCAGAUGUCGUCGUUCGAGUUGUGUUCUUGCUGUUCUUGCCAUGUUUUUAGCUAUAAUUUCGCCCAGUUCUUACUCUUGAAAGGAGUGAAAUGUCCACCAUUUUUUAUUUUCACAUCCAAAACAACUCAACCUCGUCCCCAGGUCUUCUCGAUUAACGGUGCAUUAACCAGCAAGAACGUUGCAUUUUUGACGCCAUUUCCUAGUGAAACACAAAAUUCUUCCAAAUUUGGUCAUCAGUAACUGGUUAUGGUGAAUUAUGCGGGUGCUUUUAGCCAAUCAGAAUCGGAGAAAUAUUUUGAAUGAAUAAUAAUUUUAAUUAACAAGGGUUAUAAAAAAAAUCGCUAACUCUUUUAAGAAAUAUUCCCUACUUCAUUUGUGCUAUUGGCGAAUGAAAAUUAUUCUCCCUUUGAUGGAGUUUAAAAUAUCAAAAGAUUACUGCCAAAAAGCCUUAAUUCAUUACCAGGCCUCAUUACAGCACUGCCCGUGAACCGCCCUCUUUAGACUGACUUUCAAUGCUUUCGAUGUGGCGUUUAUUUGAAGGUGGCGUCUGUUGAACUAUCACAUUUCUUAAAUUACUGACACCAUUUACGUUAAAUAUAUAUUAUGUAAAAGCAAAACAUGUUUAAAGCUCCAUGUCUCGCUUUUUUGCUGUUAUAGAAUCACAAUUGACUGGCUAGUUUACAAUAGGUUACCAAGUUGCACAGUACUUGUUCAUUUUUUUCGUAUAAUCCUCGAAUAAACACCGCAUCCUACUGCAUAAGUGCGGCGUUUAUUUAAGUGCGGCAGAUAUCAGUAUUUUUUGCUUCCGUGUGUAAUUGAGUUCGGCGUUUGUUCGAGUGAAUCCCUGCGAUGUUAUUCAGGGUGGAGUAGUUGUACUCCUGGGUUCUAAUCUCCGUUCAUAAGGGCCACUCUGGCUCUAGGACAGUGCAACUUUACCUUCAUUACGCUUGUGAUUUCCUUUGUUUUCUCUUUUGAAUUAUUGACGAGUUUGAGAACGUCUUUUCUGACAGGUGAUCGAAAGUAUGUGCCUCUGGGAUGUUACUGGGACAAACCAGAUAGCCGAACACUUCCAAUCCUAAUCAGGAAUUUAAGGAAAGAUAUUAACUGGAAAGACAUGUCCUCGACUAUAGAUACGUGCGCAAACCUAACAACCGCACGUAACCACAAAUUUCAAGUGUUUUCGAUACAGUUCUACGGGGAGUGUUUCUCUGGUUAUGAUGGUCUGAAAACUUAUGACAAACAUGGUGCGCUCCCGUAUAGCGACAAGAUAACUCAAUACUGUUGGGCAGGCGUUGGAGGUCGAGGAACCAACUUUGUAUACAAGUUUACAAAUUAGAUAGGUUAGUAAGCUUACUUAUCGUAACACCCCUGGGUAAGUUAUAUACUGAACUUAAUAACGUUUUAGACUGUAGUACUUUUUAUAUACCGAUAAUUUGAAACUGAAAGCAAUGUAUAUAAUCAACUGUGCCACUGUUUAUUCCUUCCAUUUCCACGUUAGGCCUAAGAAAAAUUCUGAGCCUCGAAUUACGUCUCUGCGCUGCUUAAAAUUGAACCAAUAUGUCGAGAAGAAUUUCAGUAAACAGGGACACGCAAAGACGGUUUCCUACUAAAUACAAUUGGUAUUAAGCAAACUCUUUUACUGUUUUACUGUUCCCGAAAAUUUUAGAUGCAACCAAUUUUACGAUGGAGAUAAUUUUUCUGAUUCCUCUUUCCAUCACAUUUUUGAAUCCAAAAAUUUUAGGUUUCUUUUUUUCUUCGAAAAACAGCCUAACCUUAGGAGCAAAAUGUGAAAAAUUAAACUUUAGAAGAUCGUAGGGAAUUCAUUACAUGAACUUCGAAAAUUGUACACGUAUGGAACAGUCAUCUAGAAGUUUUUAGCCGUCCUCAAGUAAAGAAAAUUCUACACAAAAUUUGCUUCUCCGAACAGCUAUUUUACAGAAAACAGUCUAUGGGUGCCCCUGAACAAAAAUUUUGUUUACAAAAAACAAAAUUUUGUUUACAGUACCAUAAUCAAAACAGAUGCCAUCAAUUGUUGUUGUUAUUAUUUGUUUUUACUUCGUAACCAUAUUCUUUUGUAUUGAAUAAUAAACUGACUUCUUUUAAUCAUCAGGAACGCUGUUGGACCGCUGAAGGAACAUGCUCAGUCAAUGGAACAUAAGUUACCUGUUACUCAUAAAAGGAUUUAGUUAGUAAUCAUCAUGGAAUGAAACAGUGCACUUUCAAUAACACAAGAAUGUAAAACAAGUGAAAAUUAUCGAUCAGUACUAAGUUGAUCAGUAGCUCCGGUCAAAAUGUAGAAACUUGAGCAAAGGGGAAAAUAAAGAUUUCUAAUCCAACAGAGGUUGUUUGAUUCCUGGUGUUACUAUGACUUAUAAGCUAUUAUAGUGCCUGACUUAUUUCCCUGGGCCAGAUUGUUCAAAGCUGCGUUAAAAUAACCUAGGGUUAGUGCGAGAUUUGAUUUCAGAUUUGAAAGCUUAAAAAGCAUUUCCGUUUUAAUUCUUUUUGUCUGAUUGGAAGCUCUAAAAAUAACAGAGAAAAUUAUCCGAGAAAAUGCUUUUGAACACAAGAAAAAGACACCCGGGUUAAGGGCUAAUCGACCUUCGAAUAACUGGGCCCAGUAUGAUGCAGGUGCCGUUUGUUCAUUUGGCGGGUUCACACUAGAAAAAAAUUCUGUCAGGUUACUGGUUUUUCGAGCUGGAAAGAUGAGGGGAAAUCCCUGCUCUGAUUGGCUAUCGAACAGACUAAAAAAUUGGCUAUACAGUAAAAACCCGCGAGUAAGAACAUCGUGGUUUUUAAGAACCUCUUAGGCUAAAAUUUUCCCGUUCAGCCCCCUCUAUACAAGACCUUGCUUAGCCUAAAAUUUGAAACAGGUACUUAUUUUCUAAAAUCUUACAAAAAAAAUAUAUGUACACUUGGGCAAAUAAGAUAGGUCAACAUCCAAAAUCCACUUUGGAGACAGAGCUGCCUUAUUACUCCAACUGCAAUUGUAAUGAUAUACAGGUUUUUACCUAACAGUGACUGACGUUUCGACAACCUGUGCGGUAGUCAUCUUCAGAGUCAAAGUGAGUUGUUUCACGUUAGCUGAUGGUAUUAUACUCUGGUUAUUGACCUGAUUGGUCGUCUGCACUGACAGACGACACCAAUAACAUCGCGACGUAAUUGACCAAUCAGGUCAAUAACCAGAGUAAAAUACCAUCAACUGACGUGCUACAACUCACUUUGGCUCUGAAGAAGACUACCGCACAGGUUGUCGAAACGUCAGUCACUGUCAACAACAACAGUCUGAUUCAGGACUACGUUCCCCCGGACGAUCAAACUCAACCUACUUUUGAAAUGACUCCUGGGUUCAAACCUUUCACAGAAAUAAAUAAGCUGCAUCGUAGGCUUUUAAGGUGCUAGGGAUAGAAAUGUGCAAUGUUUUCUUAUCAACUACACUCGAAUGAAUCGCGAGUCCCUAUUUGCCAAGUUACCUGGCGCUCGUAUCAGAUUCCAAGCGAUAAUUAUGUAGGCAUGGCAUAAUCCCUUGAUUCCAAAAUCAUGGUCAUGGCCCGAACUGCAUUGUUAAAAAAUAUCCAAGACGCUAAAACUGCUAUUUCAGUUUGGUUGGAACGGACAUUUAUGCUCCCCCUCGUAGCUGAUUUGCUUGAUAGAUACUAAAAAAAGGCUGAGUACUUUCAACUGCUAUCACAUUUUUCCCAAGAAAGCUUUAAGUUUUUGGGUUGUUUUACUAGUCAUAUCCUGCUUUGUGAAUCCCCUUAUAAUUCUUGUCAAGUCAUUGUAUAUUAACAGCUGCCCGGCUUGUAAAUACCGUAGAUUUACCGUCAAUCAAGAUACCCAAAUAAUGUUCUGCAAAAAUACAAAUACUGCAUCAUGGUUAACCCGUUGUCUGUCUCCAUCUGCUCUUUAUUUCUGUUUUAAUUCUAUGUAUGCGCUGAGGUAAGUAAAGGAUUUAAUAACGCUAUAAACAAAUUUAUGCAACAAAACUUAAUUUCUACUUAGUAGUAAAGUGCCCUUUUUGCAAGAAAAAGCUUUGAUAAGACUAGCGAUUGUAAUUAGUACAUAAAAAUAGCUCGCUUUUCAUAUCUAUUCAAAGUUCAAUGUUCCCUUAUCUGAAAUCUAAGCGUAUUACAUAGUCUUAUGUUAUCAAGUUCACAACGUCUACAAACGUUCCACACAAUGAAUCAGUUCAAAAAGGAGAAAUGAGUUAUUUUUUAACUUUUUUUUUCCUGUUACUUUUCUGUUGUGUUUCGUUAUUGCGUAGACAAUAUAGAAAUUCAUGAACUGGUUCUGAGUUGCUUAAUAUCCCAAAGGGUCCGUCCAUAAAAUAAAAACAUGAUAAGUUUGACCGGCAGAAGUAACUUCUCAGAGUAUGAAAGGAGCUAAAAAUGAUAUGUUUGUAGAAAAGAUCUUUUACACGUAAAGUGUACAAUAUAUCCACACCGAAGCUUCCGCUGAAAGAUGAAACACCUUUAAAGAGUCAAGAUCAAACAAACGUCUUGCCGUACUUAUUGACUCUUUUUCUGUUACGAUUACCCGAGUUUAGCUAAUAAAGAAAUUGUUCGAUCAUCAACUGUCGCCAAGAACGAAUCUAUAUGUCUAGAGUUUGGCCAACCCAGAUCAAUACUGAAUGCGAUAAUGUCUGUAAUUUUUAAAUCACAGAAAAAGAUUAAAACCUUUUAACCUUCAUUCCACGUCUAUUUUUCUCUUCUCUUUUUGAUAUAUAUUACACCCAUGUGAAAAUAAGCUGAAUAAAGUAAUCGAAAUAUUUUGCUCAUCUUGACAGACAAAUAUAGUCAGUAAAGGUCGCCAAAUUAAGUUGGGUGGGCUUUGUAAUUUCUCUGAAAAAAAAUGUCUUCCAGUAGAUAUUCUUCAAAUAAAAUGUAGUUUCAAUUUAUUGGGUUAGUUAUUGUCAACAAAUAACUGACAUGUGCUGUGUGAAAUUCAGUCUAAACCCAAACAACGAUAAGGGCAGAAAUCGAAAAAUCAGAAAAGACAGGAUCGGUCAUACAAAAGCUUAUUCCGUUGGAAGAGACAUCUGAAGGCCCAGUGUGAAAAGUAAGGAAAAACGGAAAAGAUUUUAGUUUCAGUAUUUUCUUUGCAUUGACGAAGAUUGAUUUAGCACUUGAAAAUGGACAAAUAUUUCACGUCUGUGUACAAAAAAGCCUACACGUCCUGUUAGACCUGUCUGAUUCCCUUUUCCGGUUGUCAAACAUAAAUAAUAUCUGCCUGGCCACUCUAAACAAAAUGUAGAAAGGUUUUACUGCGCUGAUUGUGCUGAACCGUCAUUGUCCAUUGGUUAACGUGCAUAUUUGCUACAUUUACUAAGGUAACAUUUUAAAAUUCCUUUGUUAGGACAGCAAGUUGUGGGACAAGUAAUAACGGAAAAUUUGGUUGCUCUGUAUGCAAAGUUUAGAGGGAAAAUAUGAAUGCAAAUUUUUGGUCGUCAGGAAAUCAUCCUUUACCAAAUAUCACCUGUCAGUGAUGGAAGCAAGUGUAAAAUCGAGCAUACUGUCGAGCCAUUAGCAACGCUUUGGUGCCUUAACAACCCAAGAAUUAGAAGUGUUUUUAUGUCGAUUUCUAGUAGUUGUUUUCAAAUCUGAAUGAUAAUCACUUUAACAAAAAAAGUCAAUUGUAACUGUUUUUGUUAGUUUCUGUCCACCGUCUUAGUAUCCCUCCGAAUGACGUCGAUAGUGUUUUUGUAUGUACCUCUAAUUUUUGAUGUUUAGGAACAUUCUUCGAAUAAUUGAAGCGCGAGGAACACUUCCUUGAAUAUAUGGAGAGAUUUCACCAAAUUUCUUGGCAUUAAGGAAAACAUAGGAGUUUUAACCUCAAUUUGUUAUCCUUUGAUUUCAGCUUCUAGAAUGAAAGUAUGUUUCCCUCCACUUCACUGUGUCUGUUGGGUCUUGUCCUUAGCUUCGUAACAGCAGGUGGGUAAUUUUGGGUAGAUCGAAGCUUUCUUAAACUGCCGCAAUGAAGUUAGUAUCAUUAAAAAGGGGGCUUUGUUUGUUCUGCCUUAUUAGGGCUACUUGCGCUCUCCGAUGGCACAAUCAAGAAGGUGAGUUUUCAUACUCUUUUCAUAGGGUCCAAUUUUCAGUCAAAGAUAUACUAAAAAGGGAUGAUGUGCACGGCGAUAUAACAUAAAACAAUUGACCCCAAGUGUCUUUGUUCUUGCUUAGGAGACUGCUCUACAUCAUCGGAUGACCAAGCGGGAAAUAAGGAAAUAUUUUGGAACAAACUCACGCGAUGAAGGUCAGCGGUAUUCCUGGUCCAUCUCUCAAGCCCCAAUCUGCAAAAUUAAACAAAAGACAGGGUUUAAGCUGCGGCUUUUUUUCUGAUAAGAAAUGUAUCUUAUUGUAAAGGUGUUGCCCAGUUUGUGCAGAAGAUGGCCGCAGUCUACUGCUCAUUAGUGGUGGUUGGCUCUUAUCUGGCUUGUGAAUAGGAAAAUACAACAAACAAGACUGUAAUCCUAGAAUGAAACAAACAAGCGAAUGCUGGUCCUUUAUGGGCACUGCACCAGAUACUGUUUUCUAUCGUUUAGCAGUUUUCUGUAGGUCUUCUUUUUUUUAAAGUACUAUUUGUUUGUUCAGUUUGUUCCUCUGUGUUGUUAUUGUUAUCAUAUAAUUUCAGUGCCGAAGUAUGAAGUCAUUUCACCUUUCCAAGCUGAUGAGACAGGUCAAUUUAUCACGCAUGCGCUUCACAGACGAAGUCGUAGAAAACGAUCCACAGGCCAACAACAGUUCUGGUUUUACAGCGUGAAUGCAUUCGGUUCGUCACUUCAUUUAAACGUCACCAAAGCAAAGAACAUUCUGUCACCAGGAUCCAUUGUGGAGACAACUCAUGAAAACGGCAGUAUAUCAUACUCAACUCCACCAAAGAAUACGUUUUACAGGGGUCACGUGGUGUCACAACCGGGUUCUGCAGUUGCCAUUAACAACUUAAAUGGAUUGGUAUGAAUAUCGCAAAUGUUCUCUAGUAUAAAACAGGGAAAUAAGUUAAUUUGGUUGCAACUACAUUAAUAAGGGCCUUUCUUUCAAUUCCCUUUGUAAAAAACGCAGCACACAACUUAAUUCUUCACUCUUUAUUAUUGCUAAAAGUGAAUACACGUCGAUUUACAUAAUGAAACUACAAAAUCCCCAACCCACUGAGCAAAUAGAUCAUCAUGAAACACCGUCACACCGAGGGUUAUGCAGCAGUACACAGAUGCAUUCUUGUCUAAGUCGGCUCCCUCUUACCUAAUAUCCUGAGGUUUAAUAGUAAAUUCAUACACAACCUGCUUUCAUUAAUCAUUUAUAAAUCAUUCUUAAAUAAUUUCGUUCAGUUUACUUACUUAUUCAUUCAUUUAUUUUUCAUUUUAAAACAUGAUUUUGCUUCAAACUGAGCUUGAAAAGGUUUAUUUUUUUAGUGUCUUAUCCUCUGUCCCUUUUUUGGCUUACAUAUCACUUGACACUAGUGUUGUGAUUUCUCUCUUCAGACUGGUAUGAUUAAUAUCAUGAAUCAGGCGUUUUUUAUCCAUCCAUUACCCAGUCACAUCGCAAAAGAUUUUGAUACAGUUAGUGGAGCCCAACCUCAUUUGAUUUAUAAAAGAUCGCUACAAGAUAUCAUUGGACAGCAAUGUGAUGUCAAAGGUAAAUAAGCUGAUGUCGUGUAAAGCAACAGGCUUACUUUAUUCUCGGAAUUAACGCAAUAUGGUCAUUCACUCUUAGGACACAUUCUUAAGACACCACACAUCCGUAAAAAAGGGGAGAGUUUCUUAAAAAACGGUGGUUUUGUGUUGGUCCGGCAGUAAAACAGAGAAGGCGGCGUUUCUAGCAAUAGCCCUUUUUAAUUAGCUCUUUGUCAGAGUGAGCACCAGCAUUCCAAACGUCAGCUUCUCUAGCUCCAACCUUGUUCCAGGGCUUUUUCCCAUAGAAAGGACUACUCUUUAGAACCUCUUUCGUAAAUCAUCAACAUAAUAGCAUUACGUUUAAGAUACUUUGCAUUGGUUAAUGGUAAAAAUAAACGGGAUUGCCAACUUUUCUUUGUUAUGGCAUUUUAAUUUGUUUUCGUUGUGAUUAUUUUUCUUUUAGGCCUUGAAAAGCGAAUCAAAAGAAGUUCUAAAUCUAUCAGAAGUAAACAAUCACGUAACGAACGCUCGACAUCACACAAACAUUUGGAAGUUGCUAUGGUGGCAGAUGACUUGCUUGUUAAGAACCAUGGAGAGAAAGACCUGGACAUGCAUUUACUUAUGUUAGCUCACUUGGUAGGGAAAGCCAAAGAAUUGUUAUUGAUUGAUUCAAAAUGAAUAUAAAACAGAGAAUUUUUUUUACCUUUUUACAUAAUAAUCCUUAAUAUAGUAAUGUAACAAUUUUUAUCCUUUUAUCUUAUAAUUUUUUUAAGAUGUCUGUAAUUUUUUAUUUAUUUUAUUUUUAUUUAUUCAUUUUGUUUAUGACUGUUCUGAAAACCACUCUUGUGAGAACGCCCCCUGUAUAAAGAUUAUUGUUAUUAUUGCUAUUAUAUUAUUAUUAUUAUUAUUAUUAUUAUUAUUAUUAUUAUUAUUAUUAUUAUUAUUAUUACUAUUAUAGAGAAUAUCCUCCUUUUUAAAUUGAUAUUCCAUUUUUUGGUGUUUCCCAACAGACUCAUCCUGUUUCAACCAUCUCUCUUUCGUUUAAGGUUCUUAAUACUCUUAAUUAGUUUUUACUAUGCUAAGAGUACGAAAUAAAUGUCCAAGCAUUGCUGAACAAGUUACUAUCAUUCACUGUGGAAAAAAGUGAGGACUAUUAGAGGUCAUCGAACUCCCCUUAAGAACGUUUGUAACAGGCAUAAAGAUAUCUAAACACUGUUACCGAAAAGAUUGCUCUUUUGCUGUUGCGAAGACAUAAGAGAAACAAUGAAUUCUAAACUCAGAGCAAAACAUUUAAGGAAAGCAAAGUUCGAAUCUCGUGUAAUUUUUAAAAAUCGCUGAUAAAGUUCGUUGUGCUCUGAGUUUUGGAAUUUGAUGUUUUCUUAGGUAUAAAAAAGUAUUCAAUGAACGUAAAUCAUCAUUUUGUUGCUUUUAGGUCAACAACAUGUUUCAUGACGAAAGUAUUGGGGAAAAGAAACUAGCAUUUGUGGUAGUGAAAAUUUAUAUCAAGAAGGAUGGGGUGAGUGUAUAAAAUUGACAAUAUUAAAAGUGGAUUUUCUUACAGCGGGUCUUUGAUUAAAUGAUUGCCUCAUUCAUUUUUUCCUCUUUAGCUUGGUUAUGAUUCGUCUGCUAAAAAUCGAGAUCGGCUAGAUAAGCUUACGGAUUGGGGCUUGAACAUGUCACUAUCAGAGAAAGGUCCUGCUCAUGCUGAUCUUGUCGUUCUAUUAACCGGGUAAGUAGUGACCGAAUCUGCACUUAAUUCAAGAAAUAAAAACCAAAUCUCUAGAGUCGUGAAGAAAAUUCAUGUAUUUAUCCAACGUAUUUCAUGCCAGCCACUCCUGUAUACACAAAAAGGCUAGUCCCUGCAUAGAACUGUGGUAAAACUUAGAAGAUAAAGCCUAGGUAAUAUCAGGAAACUCAGCAGCUGUCUCAGUUAUCCGAGAGCGAAGGACUUCAAAUACGAUCGAUUUUCUAUUACAACAAACCUUAUUCUCGUUACCCGCCAUCUUUGCGCGCGCUGAAGGACUGAUGGGAUAAUAGUAAUGUCACGUGGUUCUCAGAGGGCAAACAAGUGAAACAUUUUGCUGAUGCAAGAAAUCGCGUUUGAAUUUGUUUAUUCUAGACAAAAGAAAAUGAAUAACUUUUCAUCUUAAAGCUAGUGAUCGUUGUUACUUUUUUAAGAUGCAAUAGCGACCGUAGAUGUCCUAAUAGCAAACAAUAGUGACGUAAUCUUGUCGAAACUCGAAUUGCACCUUUUGCAUAACUACAACAACAAUAAGCUUUAUUUGCCGCAUUACUAUAACAAAGUAUUACAGUAUAAUUACAAAAGCUGCUUGAAUUUAAUUACUGAUUCCUUUUUGAAUUAAAUAUUUAAAAUAACCUUAAAUAUAAUAAUCAUUGGUUAUUUUCAACCAUCGGGGAUUAAUUAUUCCAGAGAUAAGUUUGUCUCUCAAUUCAAAGCAAGAUGAUAUAAAUGAAAUUAAUAUGAAGUUAUUACAUAGUCAGUAGAAUUAUUUAGAUGUGAUUAUAAGUUCUCAUGUGAUUGUAGUCGUAGAAACGGUAUUUUAGGUUCUAGUUUAGAGAAGAACAUCUUUCUUAUCGAAGAGAAACUUGGACAAUCAAAUAAAAAGUGAGUUUCACCUUCAAUUCUCUUACAAUUGCAGAGACUGCAUAACUUUUCAUCACGUGGUGUAUUAUCGAAUCUACCUGCCUCAAUCCUAAGUUUGUGACUGCUUAUUCUCGGUUUCACUAAUGUUUUCCCAGAAGGGUUCUUUCUUCAGUGUUAGAUCUAGGUAGGUAGGUAGGGGGGCUACAAUUCGUUUUGAUUUUGUACUGUAAAAGUUAUGUUGAAGGAUAUGAUUCCAGUAAGAGAUAUAUUUCCUUUGCAUAAGAUCUAAUAUUGCUUAAUUUUACAUUCAUUUAGUAAAUAACCAUCAAAGCCUGAGAAAUCAUAGUCAGUCAUCUUCUUAAGACUGGAGUAACAACUAUUUUGACCAUUAUGAUGAAGGUCAACAGAUAUUUUUAAAGACUGUUUAACUAUACAAUUUUCAUCUUCUUCCUGGAGAUAGUUAAGGCAAUUUUAAAAGUAUCUUUUUGUUUAUAUCAAUGAUAAAAGGGAAUCUGCCAAGUUCAGACCUGCAUGCAACAUUGGAUGACUUGUUAUGGACUUCUAAAUAUCGUUUACAGAAGUGUAAAUGAGUUUUUUCGAUUCCGGAGUUAUCCCAUGACUUAAAAUCUGAUUUCACAAAGGCACCCAAAACUUCACUAUUGUAGGUUAAAAUCGGUGAGAUCAUUGUGUCAAAAAUUUUACUUGCAAGGGAAGGUUUCAGUUUAUUAAAAUCAUUGUUGCGUCUUAGACUAAAAAGAGGGAUGAAAAGCCUUUUGUCGAAGAUGUUCAAGUGAAAGUGUAAAAUUUCUGGAAGAUGAGAUGCGAGUCCCUACUUCAGAAUAGUCUUGUGUAAUGUCUAUCAUUUCAAACAAGGCUAUGUAAAAAAACAUCACUUUUUUUUUUCCUUUUUGGAAAACUAUUAUCUUGGUUUUCUUGUGGCUGAUUUUAAGCACCCAGGAGUUGCAAUAUGAAGAUAAUUUGUUAAAAGGCAAUUUUGCAAUCCUAAUUUCGAUCGUGAUAAUGUAAUAAGGUGGUCGGCAUAAAGAAGAGAAUUGAGUUUGGUGGCAUUUGGUAGCACAAACGGAUCAGAUAAAAUAUUGUUGAAUGAAAAAGCCAGAUCAUUUACGUAUAAAUUAAGAGAAUAGGACUUAAAAUGCAGCCUUGACGCACACCUCUAGUGUAUUGAAAAGGUUGUUUUUGGCUAUUUCCAAUCUUAAUAGAACAGGUAGAGUUUGAGUAUAACCUUUUUAUGACUUAAUAGAAGUUUUGUACAAAAACAACUGCGAAAAACAUCUUGCUAACUUAAAAUAUAAGUACAAGCAAGAAUUGGCACAAAAUAAAUAAACGUAAUGUUUCGGUUCUUAUCAAGACUAUUAUCAAACGUGAAAUGCAAGAUGGAAAAGCGCUGAACUUGAUAAAGGUGCUGAAUAUUAACAAACUAAUAAUUAUAACAAAAAUGCUGAAUUUUUGUUAUACUUUUCUCCACAUUCCUGUCAAAUUAUUAGUUUGUUAAUAUUGCUCGUGCAAAGAUGGCGUACGGUCUACUCCUACAACAAAUAACCUCCAAAAACUACUACUAAUUUUGAUUUCCCUUUCUUUUUCUCACAGGGAUAGCCUUGGAGGUAAAGUAAUUUUAUUUCUUUGGUUUAAUAUAUAGAUUUAGCCAGGGCUAAAAGCGAAGCUCCCAUUAAUAAAUUUAUAAUUUAAAUCAAACAAUAAACUUGUAAUCCACAAAAAUCAGUUAACUUAAGUGUACAUUCAUGUGACUUUUGAGGGAAAGGAUAUUAUUAAAAGUGAUUUUAGAGUGAAACAUCUUAUAUCAAGUGAUAGCCUUAUAUCACUAGUGUACAUCCAAAAGAUAUUUAAAAUCACCUUCGAUCACAUUCAAGAGCCAUAAUACUCUUGAUCACGGUAGAUUAGGCCCGUAAAACAAAUUCUUGGAAAAUAAAUCAGGCCAAUUUUUUUGCAUUCGACGAGUUUACUUUGUUUAGGCAAGCUUCGCACACCAAAUCUUUUGUUUCCUGCAGUUUGCUAUAUGUUACACGGUAAGCGUGCGUUUUAUAGCACACUUAACGUGGCGUACAAUUUGAGUAUUGGACACGCUAAGCACACUAGAUUACAACAGCAGAGGAUGACAAAAAUUAAAUGGCUUGCGUGGUCAACGAAAUGAAUCGCAACUGAUAACUAGUCGAUAAAAGGUAACUUGAAUAAACCCGGUUUUGUUACUAAAAAACAGAGAUAUACCUGUAUAAAAAGACAUAGCCUGCAGUGCAGGCGUUUCCUUUGAGCGCGAAAUAUGCUCGCGAAAGUGCCAUGUUGAAACUUCCCGAAGAGAGGAAGAGAUGGGGCGAGGGUUACUAUUUCUACUCUCCCCAAUCUUCCACUGUCAUAAAAUCAAAGAUGGGGGCUACAACAACAUUACGAACACGAACAAGGUUUCGCCCACCCAAAAUACGCCAGCGCUGCAGGCUAAAAAAGACACUUAGAUUUGUUUUAUUGAAGUUGAUUGUAACUGACUGUUCUUGAAAAUCAUCACUGAGUAAAGGGUGCAGCUGUUUUACGCACACUGAAAGAGUGUUGUACUAUUUCGCACGCAGCUGUCUUGUCGAUAUUGCACAGGCAAGGCUUUUGUUAGUAGCAGACAAAAGAUUAAAUUUGCCUCGAUGUUAAGGACCUUAGCUUAAUGGAAAAAAAAAAACAAAAGAAUAAGUUUGCGUGAUUGCUAAGCUUCUUAAGGCAAACAGGAACACUUAGGAGCGUAGCUGUAAAAGCACUUGACAUCACUGACCACACAGUGAGAGGCGUAUAAGUAUAAAAAAAAACAACCUCCAACAACAUUCAUUUCUGUGUCUAUUGAAAGUCCCUGAGUGCAAUGGAACAAGAACGCUGUUAUGCUUGCUUAGACCUACUUUUCCUUGCAAGUCUCGAAGGACGCCGUGCGUAUAAAAGAGAUUGUUGUGGGACAUCAUUUCAUCAUAAUUGUGUGAGGCCAGAAUACUUACAAUCUGAAUGUGUAUCAUGCAAUGAGCAUCGAAAAACCGUGUCAGUUCCCGAUUUAGUUGUAAUUGACGAGGAAAGUUCAGAGCUGGUCCGGUCAAAAGACUUAUGCGUUGUUUGCAUGGAUCCAGAAUCUGCUCGCAACAAACUUCUAGUAACGAGAUGUUGUAAACAAUUUGCUGAUAUUUACUGUCGUAGAAUACAUUAUCGCAUUACCGAGAUGUGCGAGAUAGCGACCAAGCUGUAGACGAAACUACAAGUAUGAAUGCGUAAGGUGGAAAACGAGAGCAACAACUUCAGUUAUUUUAUUAAGGGAAAAUACGUUAUAGAGUUUUCCCCGGAAUUCACGCGGAUUCAGCGGUUGACCAGGUCAGUUCUUGAGCAUUCGCUGGAUGCAUUGUAAAAACACCUCCUGGAAUUCACGGGGUUGCGUUAAGCGAGCUGUUGGAAAGUCGGGCGAAGUUUCCUCAAUAUAUCCGUCAAUUGUUCUAUAUCGGCCAACAUGAACAGCAAAGGUACAAAGCAAAUACCCUUCUUUACAGUUGGACAAGAGAAGCGAAAUUUUGGAAGUAAAAGCAUCACAGAGUCUACUCAGUGUUGUAUUUGCAUCUUGAAUCCUUGUUUCGUUAACCUCCGGGUUAAUUUCUGGUAUUGAUUGUCGCACAAUGAGAUCGUCUGACGGUGCUUCUCGUUCAGGUCCACUCCUGCAAACGAAAGAAUUUUCGCUAUCUCUCAAGACCAAAAUGCAGGUCCUGCAUUUGAUCUACAAUGGAACGCUUAAAACUUGGAUGUUUUAAUGUGAACAGAUUUGAAGUGAAAUUCUGCGAACAAGAACAAUUAUGGUAAAAAUUGGCUUAACUUACUUGUAGUUAAUUUUUUUGCAUGAAAGUUGCAUUUUAUACUGUAAAUAGAAGGACUAUAAUAAUGGUUUAUUAGUUUCCUAUUUGCAUCGGGCAGAAUGGCUAGACAUUUACGCAUAAUAAUGAGCUACCAAGCUAUUCAAGCAUGAACGCCGCACAAAAGCGCCACAAUAAGAUCGAGAGAAAAGGAAGGAUUUUGGCGAAGAUCACUCAGUAAAAUCGUCAGUUUAAAUACCUAUAGUCUACUUUUUUUAAAACAGCGGCGUUUUGUAGUUAGAGGGCUAUUAAAUCUUCAACGUUACGUAAAAACCAGGAAAAUUUGACGAGAAUAACUUGUAGACUUUUUGCUUUCAAAAUUCUGUUUCUUCGGUAUUUCUAGUAUGGGUUAAGAGCGCAUUAAGACUCCGUUUGGAUUUUUUUUGUCGAAAUAAUGUAUCGGUCAAAUCGAAGCUUCAACAUGCCCCCCUGGGCAUACCCCGGGCAUUUGACACUUUUGCCGUCCCGGGGAGGAGGGAAUUUGAUUAUCAGAGUCUUCCCGGGGGUGGGGAAUUUGAUCCCCAUGAUUUAGGGGUGGGGAAUUUGAACUGCACCCUCGAUUUCAUGUAAAAUCUUUGGCGCGGCGAGCUAUCAUGGGGGACGCGGUGUUAGGGGAUUUUCGUGGAAAAGAUUGUGGCUUUGCGGCCAAUUGGUUACGAGGAAAGGGCUUAAACAAGCUUUGUGUCGUAUUUGAAGUAUUUAAUUUUAUUAAUUUUAUUAUUUUUAUUCAUUUUAUGUAUGAACGUAUUUUAUUGUUGUGUUUACAAUGAAAUACAAUGCCUAUACCGGCGAUUCAAUAAAACAACAUAUAAAAAAAAAUAAAAUAAAAAGCUCAGGUCAACUACUUUGACCUACUACAAGUAUGUUAAUUAAUAAGGUGAGUGAUGAUGCAUGUCAGUGAAAUGAUCAUGAUGUAGUAAUCUCAACAGGUGGGAUCUUUUUUUAUAGAACGCUAUGUAUGUUGCAUGACGAAGAAAAGCUGAGCAUUCAGUGACCUUGUAGCAGCGAUUUCCGCCGCUUUUCACGAGACUUUUGUUCGUGUAAAUUCGCUAACAGUGUUUCUCAGUUUUUGUUAUAUUUAUAAAGAUUUUGUUCGCCAACUGAAGGCGUUUCCGCCGUCCGUCUGUCAUUUUUGUGCCUGUGAAAUGUUCUCGGGCUGGGGGCAUUUGAUCACCUGAAUGGACCCUAGUGUGGGGCAUUUGAACGGCAUUUUGACGCGGGUAGGGGGGAAUUUGAACAAUAAUUUUCAACCCGGGGGGUUGCCCGGGGGGGGGAUGUUGAAGCUUCGAUUUGACCGAUACAUAAGCAACAAACUACGUAUGAAACAACGGAUUACCGAAGAUGCACAUCUCCCAUACACAUUGACAAAUUUUUCGCCUAAAUUUAGGCAGAAGAAGUUGAAGACUUUUACCCUUAAAAAUCCGAGGUUCAAAAUCCGUGCGUGUUCAAGUCAAGUCUUUGUCUUACAGCAUAACAAUGGUUUCCAUGAAUAAACAAUAAGCAGCUAAACUCCAUUGUCAUAAACUAAAUGUAGUCAUCUGUAAACGGGGUGUUUAUAUAAAUCAGCUGAUUAAUAAGGGCUUUCGACGCGCGAAGUUUGAAUUCUGAUCGACACUGCUGGCUUGCGUUCGUAAAGUUUCAAUUAACCGGAUAAUGGCUAACACCGCGAUCGCAAAUGACUUGGACCAGGAGUUCUUUUUAGAGCUCGUAGAACCCCUGGUCCAACCUUUGCUAAUACAUAUGGUUGCACCAUUUGUAAACGGCGACGACAAGAACUUUUCCCUGCAAAUGAAAGGGAAAAUUGUGUGGGAAUGGAAGACGUUGGAAGGAAAUUUAAAGAAACUGUUUGCGGCAAUGCGUCACGGGAAGCCAGAAUCCAUGUGCUCGAUGGAAAGAAAUGUCUUACGGUGAAGUCGUUACUUCGGAACGUAGUUUUCACGGUUAUCGUUUCUUUUUACAGCCAUAUAGAGGACACAAACUUUUCGAAACCGUACAAACCGUACAAAUCGUACAAAUUGUACAAAUUGUACAAAUCGUGCAGCUCAUCUUGUGGUACAAGUCUAAUACAAGCUACGCAGAAGCUCAAGUACUUUCUAUUGUAAACGGACAAGCUUAACUAUCGUUUCUAUCGCAAGCGUUGGUCGUAAUCGUCGAAUGGAGUCUUGAAUUCUGUACGCGUUUCGAACUGUGUUUCCCUGUGAGAGAUUAAAGCAAGAUCGUAGUGUUGUUCUGUUGACUUUAAUGCACUCACACUCUUAACGCAUCAAAAAAGGUAAAAAAGAAAACGAUGCCAUCCGAAAGCGACGCAUUUCUCAACCAAAAACCCAAUAAACAAACCAGCCAUAAAGAACAGAAGACGCUUGAUAGCAGCUGUAUUGCAUUUUGUACAUCUCGGUGAAAAGACAGUAAAAAACAUCACAAGUUGACACAGAACUCUGUCAUCUUCAGCUGUCAGAGUAAACAAGUUUCAAGAUACUUCAUAAAUUAUUGGCGUGAACUCACCUGUCGAGUUUUGACCAAUUAGAGCAUAAAAAUUGGACUUAGAGCGUGACCAAUUCGUGACCAUGGUAAGAAAAAGUCUUCUCUGCCUGUAUAUUUAAAUAACUGGCUGGAUUUUGAGAACUAGUGACUUGCCAGCGGAUAACUUCAAAAAAUACUCGGCCUGGAUGGGUCGACACCUGAGCCCGCGAUACGGUCAGGUGAUAUUGGUCAGCGGAUACCCUGUUUUGACAGCUGUCAAUUGAUCACAACAUGGAUGUGCAAUAUCAGGUUGCACCUGGGCUCCCAAACUAGUUAGAAAGUGUGAGAUUAAACAUUGGUGCCCUGUGGCGCGACCGGACGGUCGAUGUACGGUCACGUAAUUACCAAAUUUUCUGGGAUGGGUAGAUUUACUUAGCUAUGGGUCUCCGCCCAAGCUCGCGCGCUUCGUACACGCGUUCAGCUCCGCUAUAAACGAAGGUUGCUUUGAGGAGCUUAUGUCAGUGUAUACUCUGUUGGGAAGUCCCAACAAAAAACAGUGCUGCAUUGAAGCAUACAGAACAUAUUCUAAAAGGUGUGUUUACGAUACUUUGCAUAUUCAAAUAAUCACUGACAUUUUGCUCAUUGCUCGUAUUUUUCUACUGCGCAACUCGCAAAAUAUCCGCCCGUAUUAUAUGCUAAACCAUCGAAUAAGGUGUAUGUAUCCAACAAACAAACAAUCAAACAGCACUCUAAAUUCAAAAGCUUCGGUGCUAAACACUAAAUUGACAAACAAAAGCCUACUGUUAAAAAGUUUAUUAUUAUGGGUACAUUUAUUGCAGCGUCUCAUCGGUAACUGUUUGGACAUUUUAACUGUGCGCAAAUACUAACGUAAGAUGUGAAGAUCCUACCUAAAGAAAACAACAAGACGGUGGCAAUAUGUUUUAUCCUUGCUGUCAGAAGAAUUGUUAGUUUAACUGGUUGUUAACUUCGUCUUGCAGCCCGACUCUUUAUUGAUCAGAAGUCGAGUCUCAAAAAAACAAGACGGUACCAAUAUGUUUUAUCCUUGCUGUCAGAAGGAUUGUUAGUUAAACUGGUUGUUAACUUCGUCUUACAGCCCGACUCUUUAUUGAUCAGAAGUCGAGUCUCAAAGGUCCUUUUCCUGAAUACUGUCCUCUGUGGGUACUCCCCGUGAUAGCCUUUACGGGGACGCUCCACCCGAAAUAGGUAGCAUUUUCAGAGUUCAGGGACACAGAAGGGUAGGAAUUGAAGUAUCCGAAAAUAUAGGAAAAUCUGUCAUUUAUGUAUUUAGAAGGUAUUUUCUAACGCCGAAUCAUUUUCAUCUCAUUGGCCUUAAACGCUACUUGCAAUGAGAAAAAGUCUUAUAUAUACUGUUAUUAGGUCUGUGGGGAGAAUAUUUUUUUCAAUGGAGAGUUUAAGAAAAGAGGCACGGCCUUUUCUCGCAAAAGUGGUGUAUAAAAGGGUAAGGGGAACUCGGGGUAGGCCGCUUUACUAGAUUGUACUCACAAAAGUAGCAUAAUAUGCUACUAGUAGUGCUCGUAUAUUUCUAUAAUUAUGACAUUGAUUAUGCAAGUUUAUGCCCAUUGUAGCAAAAAAUUCAGAAAUUAUGCUUGUGCGUUUUACAUUAAAUUUGGUAAAAACACCUCAAUAACUAUGCAACAAACAAGUAUAUGGCAAAAAAAAAAAAACAUGGGUUUCCGAGUUAGUUAUGCACAUGCUUUGACUCCAAUGGAAAGAGGUUUGGGUCUGUUCCAAUAGGAUCCAGGCCCCAUGAAUGUAACAAUAGGAAGAAAAAAAUUUUUUUCGUCACUAAAAUUUGCCUACAACCUUGAUUGGGCCUAAAAAAAAUGGUUGCAUGCCAUGCAGUGAUCAAUAAAUGACAAAUUUGAGCUUUAAAACUAGCCAAAAGAGCAAAUUGUGGUAGCAGUGCUUUUCUCAUUUUUCUGAGAUUAUGCUCGUUAUACAGAAUUAUGGCAAGAAGGAUGCUAGCACAAUCUGUCAAAAGGCUACUCGAAGGCGAAGCCUCCCCUAUAAACGUUGUUGAGUUGGCCCUCCCGGGAUACUGUUUUUGUUAGUCUAAUAGUUUCUGCAGUACCUGCAAGUCCUGAAAGUAGGACCCACCUGGGAUAAAUAAUUCAGUAUAAUUCUAGAUUCUAAAUUCAAUUCAGUAUAAAACUAGUCAAUUUUCUCUUUAGGUUUGGCAGCAUUGGGUUCUACAUGUGCAACACAGUUCGGUAGGACUGUUAACAAUGACAUAGGACUCGCGUCUGCAAUCAUCAUAGCACACGAAGUAGCACACACGUGAGUUAACAUGGCAGACUUAUUUUGAAAACACUUUCAUUGCCUUACAAAAAAAUCAAUAUCAAAUGACGGCGCUGUUUUGAAGCUUUGAGAGAUUCAAUGGUAGCAUUCCAGGAUUUCAUUGAGGUAAAAAUAAACCUCCGCUACGGCAUGCAUGAACGGGAAUACAGCGGAAAACAUGAUGAUUUUUAUUGUUUCUGUGUCCUGAUGCGGACAAAAUAUUAACCAUUAACGUUUCUCAAAUGUAGGUUAAUAUAAUGAUAAUAAUAAUAAUAAUAAUAAUAACAAACCGUUUAUUAAUCACAAUUGCAGUUAAAAAUACUCAAUUACAGGGAUAAAAUACAGGCUUCAAAAAUUUACGCUAUUUAACAAUACUACACAUCAUAUACUACUACUUCUAGCAUUUACACACUGUACGCUUGAUUGAAGACAAUAAAUGAGCCAGAACGCUUCGCACGGCACAUGUCCCUGUCGUUACAUGCCUUGGUACUACUAGUCGUCCUUGUCCUGAGGUUGUAGUCAUGAGUGUGACCUCUGCUACUUGGUAGUAAAAAGUGAUUUGGGUGACUAAUAUUGUGUAACUUCUGUAUGUAGGUUUGGAGUUGGACAUGAUGGUGGUCAGUGUGAUGAUGGAGAGUAUAUCAUGGCUAGUGCUGUUAGUGAUGGAGAAAACGCUUUCAAAUGGUCAACAUGCAGCCGUGACCGUAUGCAGGAAUUUCUGACGUUAGUAUUGUCGUUACUCUGAGUAGUAUAGUAGGGAAGUUUUAGGUCCUAUCAGCGGAAGAAUCUCAUUUAGGUGCGGCCAGACAAGUAAGCUUUGAGGAUGUUGAUGGAAUGGAGGAGAAAGAGGAGGAAGUGCGAAUGAAUCAAAUUCAGAAAGGACUUCACCUUUCUCACUAGGAAAGCUCCCUUAAUGUGGAGGGGGGCUUAGGAAGAUGUUAGGAAGAUUGAGAGGCGAAGAAGGGGAGAGCGCAGAAUUUUCUCGAUUCAAUUUAGUAUAAAUUAGUCUGCUAUAUGAACGAAAAUUUGUUAUGGCUGGAACGUGAACAACCGUGAAACGUCUUUGCAAAGUCCGAAUACGUACUUCUAACGUCUUCAAAACCUAGGAAAACUCCGUUGUUAGUCAAAACGAGCCGGGCUUCGACAUUAUUCCAAAAUCAUUAUUCCUGUUUUCCAAAUGUCGCACCAAAGGAGAAUUUUGCUUGCCAGCCAGUUACACAGGGUAUUCACUAAAAGAAAAUAUAUAUAUUUAAAAUGUCAAAUUUUUUCCAAUGUUAUUUUUCCAGGGGAUCUGGAUCGUCGUGUUUAGAUGAUAACCCAAGUGACUUUAUGCACGAGCCAAGCAUAUUUCACAACAAAUUACCAGGACAGAUAAUGAAUGGAAGUCUGCAAUGUCAGCUGCAAUAUGGUGCAGAUCACUACCAAUGUCCACAGAGAAUAGUGAGGCCAUACUUAGUUUUUUUUAUCUUAUGUAUACAGCACAAGUGGAAAUUACAAACCAUAGAUUUGAGUGUAGUAAGACCGUACCAAUUGCAUUGUAUCAUUGCUUGUUCCAAUCUACUAAAACCAAUCCAACUUCAAAGAGAGUAUUUAGGCUAUGUUCACACUAUGCCGCGGGAUCCCGCGAGAUAGCUCUUGUGCCCGACACGAAAACCUAAACGGAUAGAGAUCCCAUUCACGUUUAACAAAAGUGAUUUUGACGCUGUUUCUGUAACGUAGUGAAGUUGCGCCGCACUGAUCUCGAAAGUGGAGCGACACAUAUCGGUUUGCGUCUUUGCCACACGUUGGUGCAGUGUGAACAGGUAUUCGCACCCGAGCAGAAGUGAAUAGGUAAGAGUGAGGACUAGAAUCCACUGGAACGGAAGUAAAAAUUCAGGAGCGAGGACUAGAAUUUAGAUUACCAAACUCUCUCGUCCAACCACUCCGGCAUGAUCUUCGAUCUGUGUGAAAGACCUGUUCCAGCUCUGUACCGUUGCUCUUCAUACUAAAAUCGGAUAGCCGAGUUUUCGUGUCGGCAGUAAAAGCUAUUCAAUACAGUGUGAACACAUGUGGAGCAAAACGUGUCGGCACGAAACGCUAUGUAAUAUAGUAUGAACACAGGUGGCGCAACACGUGUCUGCAGUAAAAGCUAUGCAAUAUAAUGUGAACACAAGUGGAGCAAAACGUGUCGGCAGUAAAAGCUAUGCAAUAUAAUGUGAACACAAGUGGAGCAAAACGUGUCGGCACGUAAAGCUACGCAAAAUAGCUGGGAUUUUGAAGGAGUUACCUCCCCCACAUCCACACCUCAUUCCGGCUCAGUCAAUACGUUUAUAACCAACUAUUCGAGUUUAUCGCUGGGUUACAUUCGUUUUUUAGGCAGACUGUAGAGCCUUAUACUGCACCAAAGACGGCUACGCAUGUGUAAGUUUCCAAGCACCUCCUGUUGACGGUACUCGCUGUGGAGAUCGACAUGUGAGUGACAUAUUCAUUAACGCCAAUAAAGCCACUUUUUGACAGAAUGAAAGUAGUGUAGUAUAGUAUGAUACGAAUUGAGCCGCCAUGUUUUUGCCUGGGUAGGUAGAGUGAGAUCUCUUUGUAAGUUCGUAAUGUUAAAAUAACUGGGAGAAGGUAAAAUGACCGCAUUUUCAAAAAUGUAGACUGAGACUGAAGAAAGCAAUAAAAGGCGCACAAUUAAUGGUGUGCUUCCAAAAGCUCUGGAUUUGCCACGAAAAAUCACGCCUUUUUAGCCACAUGGGUUAAUAAAUCUAGAAAAGAAUUUACUUAAUUUGUGGAAAAUUCAUCAAGUCUGUUAAAAUCAUCUCGUGCUUUCAAUUAAAUUUGUCAGCUCGACUUUAAGCACUUUACGUUCACUUUCUGUUGACCUGUAAACCUCGCUGUUUAAACUGUGUAGAAGAUUGCCCUUGUAUUCCUUACCCAAAGAUUUUGCCAUUAUCCCUUAACCCAACCCUAACCCAUUCAGUAGUUCUUUUUUGGAGAUUAGUGACCUUUCCAAAAUUCGACAGUCUUAGAAUAACGAAAUGGUAUUUCUUUCAAAAUCAACCCAUCCACUUUCUGUCUGAGCGCAGGUUUUACUGACAACGUUGAGUAAUUUUAGUGGUGCAUCAAAGGCGAAUGUGUGGAUGAUGGGUCUCCGAUGAUUGAUGGAGGAUGGAGUGAUUGGCAGGAUACUCACUCGUGCACACGGUCAUGUGGCGGUGGUGUACGAUGGAAAACAAGAACAUGUUCCAACCCAGUGUAAGGAAAAUUUUCCAGUUUUUAUUUUUGUUACAGGGGUACUGACCCCCAAAAAGCACAAGAGCCACAAUUCCUCCCGUAAAAACGACUUAUCCAAAUGGCGACAAAAACAUCUAGGAAAUCUCAUUUAAUAUAUUUCUGAGUUUUACGCCAGAAAGCAUAAACGAUAGUCAUUCUGAUCAUCAGCAACAUGAAUGAUUUGCAGCAUUCCAAUGUUUAUUUCAAUAGUUAACAUUACUGCUGUGCUUGAUCUUGUCACACAGCCCACAGAAUGGAGGGGAAAAAUGCGAAGGAUCAGACAAGGGAAUGUGGACAAUGUGCAAUACUCAGGUAAAAUUAUUAUGUUUGAUUAAAAGCAACACGACAUAAUUCAAGUGUUUAUUCAUACAUUUUGAUGCGGGUUGUACGUGGGACCUUAUAGCGAUGAUGAUAACUGAAAUUCAUUUUGGACAUCAUGGUAUUGAUGCAGUCACCCUCGGCCCUCUCCUCCCAUUAACGUGGAUCCCUGCUGACCCUGAAUUAAAAGGAAAGUGCCGAAAGAUACAAGAGAUUAAUAUGAUGAAUCGUAAAAUAAAUCUGAAAACUUACAAUUUACUUCAACCGCAAGUUUCGUCUAUCCAUUGAUUUACUUCCUGUUUAACGUUCUUCCUGUGGUUAACAAAUCUCAUGUUUUUCCCAGCCGUGCCCUCCAGGAUCCACCGACUAUCGCCUUCUUCAAUGCCAAGCUCUUCAACCGACGACUGCUGUGCAGUGGGAAGCUGGUAAAGUACACAGGCUUUUUCUUGUUCUUUGAGAAUAACAACUGCGUUGCGCUUAUUUUUAUCAAAUUUAUUAACUUAUUUUUGCACCUCCAACACGAAACGAAAUUAUUGGUGUCGUUCUAUUAAACAGUCGACUCACGUUUUUGCGCACACCUUCGGGGAGAAGAUUUAGUGUCCGUAAUAGCGAGAGAACGAGAGAAAAAAAUGUGCUCUCUUUAAAUUUAUGAAAUAAUAUGUAAAAGUCCCAGAAGCAUUGUAGUUUCAACAAUUCUUUACUUCUUUUAACUAUGGACCAUAAAAGAUUAAAGAUAAGAUUGUAAAUAGAUGUAAAAAUGCUGUAUUAUCACUUCCAAGCUCCUGCAAUGACAAGGGAUACAUAAAAAAAGGGCUUAAAAAACCAACCCAAACUCCUCCAGUAUAACGUGAAUGGCUAAAAUGUUAACUUGCUGUCAAAUAUAAUCAUGUUUUUAUUGUUCUUGGCAGCUCUUUUAACGCAGAAAUGCUGCACAGUAUACUCAUAACAGAAACCUGUCUAACGACUUUUACAGUAGAGCGUUAAAAUAACGCAAAAUGUUUGUAAGCUCUGAUGGCAAUGUCUUUUCUCCCUAAAAUGCGGUACAGGAGCGGUCGAUAGUACUUAGCGUCUUUUUUUCCUUUAUUGUAACGUCGCUUCAUUCUUUAUAUUAUGUGAGUCGGGGUUUUUGACGAAGUACUCAUAAGUGUCCGCUAUAGCGAGAGAAAAAACAAGUGAAAUGUCGCGCUUAGGGGCAGGAACGUGUCCGCAUUUCCUUAAUAGCGGGAGUCCGUGAUAGCGGGAGUUUGUUUCAGUCGUUUCUUUACGCGUUUCGCCGGGAGUAGGGGGGUUGGGGGCUGGCUCUUGUCUGCAUUAGCGGGGUGUCCGUAAUAGCGAAGUGUCCGCAAGGCGAGAGUCGACUGUACAUUGUGCAGUAGGAUAAAGUAGGGAAAGUUGUGAUCCUGUCUAUCCAUUAUACUAAUGACAAGAGAUGGGGCUAAGGAUAUCCGUGGAGAGCACGACGACCCCAAAACGGCAAAGUAGUCAAAUAGACUCUGAGAUUGAGUCACAAAGAGGAAGACGUGGAGUACUGAAAAAAAAAAUGAGAUUAUGUUUUUGUCGUGUCGACUUAUUCACACACAUAAUAUAUAUGCUUUUUGUAGUAUAGUAUGAGAUUCCUCCGCAUUUUAUUCAGGAGAUAGGCUCAUAAGGCAAAAGACUAUGAAACUAUCGGAGUAAACGCAUCCUAAAGGUUUAAAACGUCCUUACUACACCACUUUAAUUUGUGCUAACUCUAGGUUUGUAUCACUGUACGCGCGGCUUUGGUGCGAGUAUGAGGUUUUGUUAUUAGUAAAGCAGUGACAAGCUGUGAAGGGAGCCUGUUUAGAGAAUUCAGUGUAAAUUUUCCUCCUUAGAUCCUUGCAUAUUGUCGUGUCGACAUGGAAGUAAAGUCAGAAUAUGGGGCAGAGUUAAGGACGGUACAGCUUGUGGCACCAAUUCAAAAGUCCACGAUGUCUGCAUUGAAGGGAUCUGCAAGGUUAGUGUUCAUUCUUCAGUCAGGUCAUUACAAAUCGAUAGUACACUUUGGCAGAAACCUCUGCUUUUUUAGGAAGCAAGUUAUAUAUCAAACUCAUCUAAAAUAUUCUUUUCACUAUUAUGUCAUAUUGUACCUGCAGAAUUAAAACAAAAGAACUGAAAAACAGGAAUUGGUAGUGAAUAAAACUAUUAUUUUAAAGGGCGGUCACUUAAAUGUAUUUUCUAAAAGCUUUCUUAGAAUAUUUUCAAUUCAUUGAUUAGUUUAUGUUGUUAGUAAGGAAAUGUUAAAUAUACGUGUCUUAUAAUAUAAGAUGUGUACACUUCAUUCCAGAUUUGUUAAGCGUAUUAGACAGGACUAAGUUAAGUUGAACCUUCCGUAAGCGAGCACUCAUCGUAAAUGGGGGUCUCUUUCUUCCUUUUUUAUUUUUAUUUAUUUAUUGAGGCAAGAAAAGUCGCGUGUCGAAUCGAAAAUACUUUCUCAAAACCAAACCAUGGUCACUUUAUAAAUCGAUUCUAGAUUUAUUACUACAAGUAUUAUGAAUACUUUACAUAAUUUUCUUUCAAUUUAGCCUGUUGGCUGUGAUCAUAAGCUAGAUUCAGGAGUCAAAUAUGACCGUUGUGCAGUUUGUGGAGGAGACAGUUCUACUUGUACCUAUGUCAGCUCUAACUACACUAAGAACUGGUUCAGAUGGGGUAAGAAUUAAUAGAACAUUAUUUACCUGGUUACCAAGAAAAUAUACGGUUUGUUUUAUCUUCUCUCUCGAAUGAGACGCUAUAAAAAUGUUACUAUGCAAAACGUCUUGUUAUAAUUGUCACAUGCCGAAUUGAAUUGCAACACUUUUUAUUAGUCUGCCUGAAUUCAAACCUUCCUUAUGUUCACCUGAGGGGAGAGGAAGUAACUAAGGUACCUUACCACGUUGAAAAGGGAGGCCGAGAGGGAAGUAUUUUAUCUUUAAAAGUGAACUCGAUAUAUGACGUGUUCUGAUAGAAGAUUAGUCACGCAGCAGUUUUUGAACUCACUUACAGGUUUUUUUUUUUGACUGAAAAGGAUAUAUGACGUACCCUUUUAGAAGAGUAGUCACGCACCAGUUUUUGAACUCACAUACAGGUUUAUUCCGGGUACUGUUAACUGCUCUCUGUAUACUUUUAAACACUGUGGACUCCGAGACUGCGACAGAGCAAAAAAAAAAAUGCUAACUUAUUCUGCCCUAUCUUGAUGGUUUUAAUUUUUCUCUAAUGCCGCGUAGUCGCUUAUACACUUAAAAAAUGUCCUCGGGGGAGUUAAGUUGAUAAUUAAUUGGGCGGAAUGCAAAACAGAAAGUUUUCAAAAGAAAGUACCCCGUAAAUUGUAUUAUUAAUGAUCAUUUGGCUGAUUUUUAUUUCUAAGGACCAAACGAUCCAGAUAAAAUUGUCACUGUCCCAAUCGGUUCAACAAAUGUUUUUGCCCAGAUGAGGCAUAAUACUAGAAACAUGUUAGGUAAGUAUUCUGACUGACUAGUGAGUGUAAUAACGGUUUAUUGGACAAUAUAUGAACAUGACGACUCUUCACUUGUCUAUUAACCUUAGACUAACCUACUCUACAGCGAAAUAAAAAUUAAUAAAAUAACAAAAUUAUCUAAAACAAUGUUAUCGCUAUUAAAAACUAUCAUAACGAAGACUCGCUAUCCAAAUAUCAAUUCAACCGAAUGUUUUAGUGUAAGAUUCAUGUAAGAUGAAACUUUUUUUAACAAAGAAGUUUGAAGCAAUAUCAACACGAAUUGAAACAACUUCAUAAACUAUGUUUUUCUCUCUUGUUUUUUACCUUUGUUCAGCUGUAAACUACUGUUGAAAAAAUUUAUCUUUAGACACAAAAAAAUAUAAGGAACGAGUCACAAGUAAGCGACGUGUUCACUGCUGUCGGCUUCGCCUCUCGUGGCGACGCUGUUUCCCUCUGGGUCAGCAAAAGAGUUUGUUCGCCCACUAGUAAGCGGAGAUCAAGCAAAAGAAUUCUCGCAAAAUGGGAGGUAAACAUUUUCAAACAAAACGAUUGCUCGACAUCUUGAAAUCUUUACAAAACCUCAUCACUUUAUUGAAGUUUAUAUUGCAUUUUUCUAGGAGUUGAAGACUACAGCAAUCGAUGGGUAUACAAGGUGGGAUAUACAUGGAGUACUACAGUGAAAGCCGCGGGAACACGAGUGGCUUACGAUCACGAGUCCUUCGUGUGGAAAGAUAAGGUGGAAAUUCCUGGACCCACCGAAAAAGUUCUAAAACUCAUGGUGAGUGCAAGCCUCGUCUUUCCUUUAGUUAAAGGAGACUCUGGUUUGUAUUAGAGGCUACGUUUUAAUGGUCCCAUAUCGAAAGUGGAUAUAAGUGCUUGGCAGCCUGUGAAAACAUUCCUUUGACAGGUAGAUUACUGUGCCCAAUUCGCUCUCUUCGUUAAUUAAUACACAUUUUUUUAGGUAAUUGAUAUAGAUAUUCAUUAAGUGUGGUUUCCGUCAAAUAACACUUUUAAGUGUUAUUUGGUCUUAAAAGAGCUACAAAAACAUUAUGCGGGUUACGACCUUACAGAGAACCUUUUUUCCUCCUUUCUACUGUAGUUUGUUCAUAUCGAAGGCGGUAACCCUGGAGUAGACUUUCACUUCAUGUCACCACAGAAAAGCAUAGUAUCUCCUUACCAGGUCAAAUGGAAGGUAGAGGACUGGGGAGACUGUUCUGAAGACUGCGCUGGAGGUACGGUGAUAAAAUAGUUGUACUUCUGGGUUUAGUGCAGGAGAGUUAUCAGAUGUUCAUGCUGAGGGAAGCAAGGAAAUGCCAAAUUAUCAUAACUUACUGCUAGAAAAAAUUGCCAAAAGUCGAUUUAUAAAGCGAGAAACGUGGUCCGAACCUCUUUGUAUGCGUAUUAGUUACGUUUUUGAAUCGCGUUUUCAAGAAGGAACUAUUUAACCGAUUUAAAAUAGGGACAAACACAAAGUAAGUUUGAUGAACAGAAGUUCUUUAAUCUCACGAUCAGCCCGCAUUCAGCAUAAAGUUGUUCUUCUUGUAGAGUUAGGUGUAUUCGCCGUAGGUUUUUGAAUUCUCAUUUUCUUGCAAUGGCGCUUUGGGUAGGAAUAUCCUUUCAGUUAGCUGGAGGUAGUCCGUCGGCAAUCUUUCCUUUACUUGUGCAUCAACUUUCACAAAUGUUUUAGCGUAGCAUUUUAACGUUAAAUUUGAUCAGGAUAUUAUGGAGCGAGUUGUAUGGUCAUUUAUUUUCAAUUUAUUUAUUUAAAACUAGAGAGCUCUGAGGGCUAUCUGCUGAAGUAAAGGAAAAUCUGUCGCAUGAUUUUGAAGAUAUUUACAUUUUUUUUCUAAAAAUGCGGUUUUAAAUAUAUGCCAAUAUCUCAAACGUUUUUAUACCUACAAGAAAAUUAACAAUAUUUUCUUAAAGUUCCACCAUUUUUGUUAAGGAUGCCAAAAAUCAGAUAUCGUGACCAACACGCAUCUAAAUAGGUUCAAGCCACCUUAAAAGUGAUUUUAAUAAUGGCCUUCUUCGGCGACAUGUUACAGGUUACCAGCAGAGACUGGUGGAGUGUGUGCGCAAAGACGACGGAAGUUACGUAAACGACAAAAUGUGCCUGAAGACAAAAACUAAACCGCUGAAGAGAAGAGCCUGCAAUACACAACCUUGUGCAGCUGAGUAAGUAUGGGCAUUUCCUUAAUUAGCAAAUCAAAACUGUUAGCGGUCUUAGACACUAAAGCCCCCCUGAGUCUAUUCUAGGACCCUCUUUAACUCAUCCUUCGUGAGUCACUCUUGAGGACUGAGGAUGUGGCAGGAGUCAUCGGCUCCUGGAAUGUGGCCCGUCCUCAAACGUUCCUCAUGACUGAUUCUCAAUCCUGAAUUAUUUAAGUUUGAAAACGUUUUUUGAAAAUCAUGUGAACGUACGCUGCGUCACCCACAAGAAAAAAAUGUAUAACUUAUUGGACAUGAUGUGUGCCCGGUCCUGGCCACUUACUGUAUACAAAGUGCACGUCUACCAUUUCUAGUAAUGUUCCGGCUGGUAUAUAGUACUCACACUGGUCCAACAGGGUUAUUUCUGGAUGCAAUAGUUAAAAGUCAGUUUUGGGGAGGCAUCGCAGCGGAAUGUUCCAGCCACACUUGCGGUUGUGUUGGUCGCAUCAGUGACGCAUUUUUUUCCAAACCCUGACAACACAAUCAAGUGUUAUUUACUAUCAACACUUGAGUUAAUUUUGUCCUCAAAACAUUCUCACUACCUAUUUUGUUGCUUUUAAUAGGCCAUUUCCGAGUUCCAAAAACCCUCACUUUCAAAACGAGGCAAAGUACAAAAUGUUUCCUGUCAAAGAGUUUCAUUUGCAUGAGAAUUAAUAAUCAAUUCAUAUCACUUAGCCUCGCUUUGAAACAGAGGCUUAGGGUAUCUCAGAAAUGGUCCAUUGCAUUGUCAGUAUACAGCAAUACAAAGAGUAUAACGAACAUAGUUAUUCCAUAUUAUUAAUACCUCGGUUUUCCAUAGUAACCACCAUAGUAACUCUUUGUUUUUUGUGUUGAUUAUAUCAAAACCACGAAGAUGGUACAAAUCUGGCUGGAGACCCUGUUCAAAGACAUGUGGUAGAGGAAUUCAGCUGAGAAAGAUUGUUUGUAGGCGAAAGGUUACUCAGAAUCUCCAUGAAACGGUCAAAGAUUCAUUGUGCGUUGAGGAAAAACCAACAGGAAUUCUACAACAAGAAUGCAAUAAAGUGCCUUGUCCGGCUGAGUGGAAACAUAUGUCUUGGAGUGAGGUAGGUGUACGGCAAUUUGCCAGUCUGAACAAAAAUGCCCAGCUGCGCGCUUGAGAUUAACUGGAACUUGAUAUUUUAUAAGAUGUCUUUCACAUCAAAAAUCCUUUGCCUGGAUAAGUGUCAACCCAGUGUAGAGCAAGAUCAACUGUUAACUGCCCCACGAUAGCCGCCAUAAGAUCGAAGAAUCGACUUUUUGAGCUACAAGACUCAGCCCUCUUUGUGCUUUCUUUGUAGUUAUAUGUAUGGUACACUCGCUUUCAUUUUUAUUCUGUGUUUUACCUUGAUCUCAGUGCUCUCGGUCAUGUGAAGGAGGUAACAGGACUCGCAGUUUGAAAUGUAUGAAGCUAAAUGCCAAUGGAAUGCUGGUAUCUGUGUCCGAUAUCCAAUGUGCACACGCAGUCAAGCCAAACACAAUUGAGGAAUGCAAUACAGACGUUCUCUGUCCCCGUAAGUGAUCAAGACAGAUUUCAUUUCUGGUUUUACAUUGCACCUUUUUAAGGUAACAAAGGUAUAAAGGCGUACUGUUGCCUUGAUUAUAGGGAGUCUCUAUUUAACUGAUGGCACCUCUUUGGUACUUGUUACUGACAACAGUGAAGCUAUCCCCGGCAAGUUCAGCUACAAUUGGCACAGUAUAUACAAUGGAAAAUUCUCACGGUCAACUGACCCAAACAUGUCUUCAAUUUGACCUUUUAAUUCGCUGGUGAUUGGCUUCUUAGUUAGAACUUAAAAGACAGAAGAAGUAGGAGAAGCCACAGUAAAGAAGAGUAAACAGGAAGAAUAAAGCCAUCUAGUCUCGUUACCUCUCGUUCAAUUGCUUAAGAAGGCAUUCGGUCUCCUACUUGCGCCCAACACAAUAUCUACACUACACAAUCGAGGGCAUCUGACGUCGUAAUUGAAAACAAUGGAACAUAUUUAGUCAAAAAUUCUGCUACCCUCCCCUUUUUCUUAACCGAAGCAUUGAUCCCUUAAAUUGUUUCCGUGUGAUUCUGUAAGUUUUUCAGCUUUCCUAAUGAUCUAUUCAACCCAGGAGUAGGAAGGCAGCCAGAAAUAGCUAUGGAAACUGGACAAGAUAAUUCUAAUAAACCUAAUUUAUCUUAUAGACUCGAUAGUAGGCCCCGAUGGGAAACAUUUCGUCGCCCUGGGCUGCUACAGAGACAGUUCACACUUCCGUGCCUUACCCGAGCUGGUGGCAAAUCUACGUAAGAAAAUAGACUGGAGGAAAAUGGAAAAAACUGUUGAGGACUGCGCACACAAAGUGGUGCUAAAGAACUCUACAUACAAGGUGAAUUACCUAGUUUGGUUACCUAUCGGCUCCCAGGGGCCCGGAUAAGGUGAUUUAAGGAAAAGGCGAAACACUUUAUACUCUCUUUCUUUAUGCAUAGUGACUAAAUCAUGUUUUUUUAUAACUAGAGGUAUUUAAGGCUCGUUUGAAAUGAGACAUUAGUAGAAGGGAGGGGUUGUUUUGCACCCCCUUUUAGACAAGGUUGGACGUACCAAUCUAGAAACGUUUUGGGAUUGAUUUUGAAGCAAUCUUUUGAUAAAAUAGUAAUGUUUUGCGUCUCUUAUUGCGAUGAAAUCUUCUAAACUCACGAUGCAAUACGCAAUCGUCGAUGACCUUAGAAAAAAGGGGAGUUUUAAGGUAAAUAAAAGAGAAAUGUGUCGGCACAUCAACAGUGACAUAACCAUUGGUACACACUUUGGCCAUGACUUUGUGACUUCAUGAACAUUAAUAUACGCCACUAACUGCAAAUUAUUAAGGUCAGAACGUCUGAUGGAGGUUUCAAACUGGUAAUUCUUCUAAGCAUCAGUUAAUCCGGGGGCGGAUCCAGGAUUUUUCUUAGGAGGGGGUGUGGGCACCCCUAAGGUAUGGCGUAACUGACUGGUGACGAAAACAAAUUUUCAUACAGAAAACCAGUUGUAUUAGUAAGCCGCAGGUCUUCUCAGGGGGGAGGGGGUGCCCACCCCCUGCACCUCUCCCCCUAGAUCCGAAAAUCUUAUGGCACGGUGAAGACUAAUUGUUUGGGGUCGUUAUUAAAGGGAAUUCACGUAGAAAAAGGGCUUAUUAUUCACCUGUCACUGCUUGUUAUUGUAGGUAUUCGGAGUCCAGUUCUACGGCGAGUGUUGGUCAGGAGAUGAAGGAGACAGGACUUACAGUGAAUACGGUACAUCACCGAACUGCUGGAAAGGCGUAGGCGGUUCAACCGCUAAUUUUGUCUACGCGUUUGUUGAUGAUAAUAAGGUGAAGACUAAACACAUUGCAAUAGAAGGCGUCUAACUAGUAGCUAAAUAUCUUUUAUUCAUUGGUAGGGAGGGUCCGUUCCUAACUUGGAAGGUAAGGACGGAAGGAAAGACAAAUAUCAAGUACUCCUGCUCCUAUUCUACGUUACUGAUAAAUAUUCAUAACUUACUCAAUAACAAAAGGCCUAAUUUGCGUUUUUUUCUUCUUUCUCGCCAGAAUCCUUAAGUCGAAGCUUAUGAAGGAACUACGCAGUGUCGUCUGGAAAACAAAAAAAACGCUUAAACUUGGUGGCGCUCUCUUGUUCAUACCUUGUAGUUUAGCUUAUGAAAUCCUCAGUGCAAGCAUGUACCGUAAUAAAGCAUAUGUUAUAGACCUUACGUAGUAAGAAUAAUUGUUUUGACUCAGUGAACUUUAUUCAUCUUUUCGGAAGAUCUUUAAUUGCUCCUUGUAAACGACACAGUAUCUUCGCUAAAAAUACAAGAAAGUAUAGCGUGUUUUCGCGUAACUUUGAAACCGUUGAACGAAAGAACCCAAGGACAUGAAAUGUUACAGAGGACUCAUAAAUAUACAACAUAGCCAAGUCUCAGGUCUUUGUGGGGCACCAUUUUUUUCAUUUAUUUACCGAAAACUUUCACGCAAGUUUAUAGACCUUUGUGUGGGGACCGCAUACUGACCUGUACCGACAUGGGACACCAAUAUGGCGGCCGAAAAACGACAAAGAGCAUGCCAGGUUCUCACUUUUGGAAUUAAAAUGCCUCCUUUUUUGCUUUUAAGCUAUAAUUAACAUGCGCAAAAACACAUUUAUCGCUUAAAAUUUAUGAACCACUGAAAAUCAUAAGGAGAGAACUUUCAAAAUGCUAAAUGCUGCAUUUUCAAAAUGAAAGAAGCUACAGGGCUUGAAGCUUCUACAAAUAUUUAUUCUUCGGUCACCUUCUCAACCUGGUGUACAUAAGAAUUCAAAGGACCCUGCUAUUUUGAUUUCAGAAUUGGAUGACGUCAUGGUGACAACACACAUGGGUAGGUAUACCCUCAUAAACUAAACUUGCUGUGACCCUACAAUUGUAAUCUACCCAAGCGGCAGCCAAUGUUUCAAAGGUUAAAACCAAUGGCUGCAAAUACACUUAUGUGAUUCCACGCACGUUGAAAAGUUUCUUCUAAACAAGACUCCUCCGGAUUUUAUUGACCUUACACUAAUGCUAUUCAAUCAUAGAAAAAAAGGCCUAAACUGCUAUGAUAUCAUGACGGAGCUAAAGAAAGAUCCUGGGAACACUUGUAAGUGAGAGUUAUUUACGCGCGUACCGUAAAUAAGUACGUAAAAAUUACGCAACAGUGGAAAUCUACCCUAAAGCACUGCAGCCAUCGACGCAGCCGAUCAGAUUAACCCUCUAUUCCCAUCAAUCAUGAUCAAGACACUGGCUGAAGAUCCCACCGAGAUCUGCGACCCUUCGAUUUGACUACGAGCACGAAAUCGAAUACGAGUUUGACUUUGGAAUUAAUUUUGUAACUCGAACUACACUCGUCCGAUCUAAAGGUCACUAAAAUCACGUCAUCUUCUUCCGCCUCGGUUAGCAAACAGAGAUACAAUCAACAAUAUUCAUUUGAACAUAACUGUUUUUUUAUUACUACUAUUUUGAGAUGGGUUUCACAAAUCAAAGUGCAGGGUAUAUAUCGUUAAAUAGGCCUGAUAUUUUCUGUACAAUUUAACUUGUGAUUAUUUUACAGGGAUUUAAUCUCUAAAAAUAAAUAAUAUAUCUCUUCUUACAUCUUCAAUAAACGUCAACGCUUUACGAAUUACACAUUCUUCAAUUCCUGAACCCAAACAUCUUUUAUUACUUACGAUCACUAGCUCUGCAGGAUGUGGAUUUAUAUCUCACUAUGCACGGUGACUCUUCCACUCUUCCUUUUUUUACUUUUGAUAGGUUAUGAUUAAAUCAACUCAAUUUUUAUGUGAAUUUUAAAAUAAACUAAACCAUCUUAAGUCUGGUUUAACAAACGUUGAAAUUAAAAAGAAACGUAUUUACCUCUACAUUAUUAUAAUUUUGCAACAAAGAUACCCUGAUACCCUUUUAUUUCCACGAUUGGCUUGUGGUUAGGGUGUUUGCGCCUGAGGCUGACUGAAUGAAAUACUGAUCAUGGCUUUACAAGGUGGUUCUAACGGUUUUUGCCUGUGUUGAUCAUUUUUUUAAAUGAAAGGAACUGAACAAUCCCUUUCUGUUGUAAUAUUCAUGUUACUGCACAAGUGGUGCUAACGUUUUAGUCUGUAUACGGAAGUUAUUAGCGUUCAUUCUGAAAGCUCUGUAGCAGUGCUUUCUGGUGGUUAUGUUUAGUAUGCUGCUCAAGGUGAAGCUGAUUUUUAGGGCCUAGGAUGAAGUCACCGAUUAAAUAAAAGCCACCAAGAAGUAACGUCUUCUGUCACUGUUCAUUAUCCCGCAGAAGGUGGUGGUUAUAAAUUUAGUUUGUGGACAACUCUAAAAGACCUCCACAAAAGCAACAGCCAUUGAUCAGUAUUCUAGAAUAGUACUGUGCGCUUUCCUUUAAUUUGAAAAGCGGGAAAUGAAAGGGCCAACUAUACUGUUGUCAUUUGUUCAGAGUCACUGAUGAAGGAACUCAACUGACUUUAUCUUACACGCUAUACUCAGAGAAAUAAUAAUCAGGUGAAAAAAGGACACGCCUACAUAUUGUAAGUGUCGCGAGGGAUUACGUCAACCGCUAACACUGUCGAAUAUCGAAUACUUUUGUUUCUUGAUUACAAGAGAAACUGCUAUCAUAGUUUCAGCUAUAAGCUUGCUACAGCUGCCGUCCAAAUGUUAUGCUCAUCUCCUAUGUUACAUCUGUUCCUAGUGUAUUAAUAUUUUUCAAAUUAAAACGCACGAAAAGGGCAGAUGCCAACCAAUACAAACCCUAUUCCAGCAUAAGAGUUUCGCAUUGAUUUUCAAUUCUUUGCUCGCCGACGUUUUAAACCAACUCAAGUUUUACAUAUUUUAGUCGAGUUGUCACUCUGUACGAUGAUUUAGUCAAUGCUUUUACUUAUGAAUUGGAAGAUAAAGUGUUGGUCCGAAUGACAAUCUAAAAUGUCGGGGAUGUUACAAAGAUGCUCGCCUUUUGAGUGAGCAUCCAAAGUUCUUUCCAUGCAAUAAUUAAUGAUCUCCGUUCAUCCUUUUACAUUGCAGAAAGAGCUCAACAAGUCGAGAGAUAAAAUAAGCUCCCACUCAAUUCAGCAAUCUAUCUGCAGUCUUGCGAGAAAUUUAACGAGUCAAAAGGGAUUCUUUAACCCUGGUCUGUUGAAAGACCAAGAACAGCUUGAAGCUAACAUCUUGAUCUUUGCUUAUACGGCCUCCAUUCAAGCCACUGUUUCGCUUAUCUAA
Messenger RNA from Porites lobata, 46358 nucleotides. NCBI's taxonomy places the organism in Eukaryota, Metazoa, Cnidaria, Anthozoa, Scleractinia, Poritidae. The record is from the annotation of a GenBank genome assembly.